This is a messenger RNA of Pelobates cultripes (western spadefoot toad), 46051 nucleotides long. The record is from the annotation of a GenBank genome assembly. Lineage: Eukaryota; Metazoa; Chordata; Amphibia; Anura; Pelobatidae.
CAUGACGGCACUCCGGGAGGACAUGCGCAGUAGGGGUCUGGGUUUUAAUACUCGUGUGUGCGCUGAGAAGUGCCCAGUAAAGGCCGGUAAACAAGACGGGAUGAGGGAUCAGCAAGGCUCGUCUCCGAACUGCUGAGUGACCCGGACAUUGCCCAAAGCUCCCCCUGGCAGCAGCAGCCAUGAACCUGGCCAGUCAGAGCGUGGAGGCCGGAGCCUCGCAGCUGCUCUUUGCCAACUUCAACCAGGACAACACGUACGUGAGGCCUAGGGCUUACCUGGAUGGGUAGCCAGCCGGCACAGAGACCAGGGCAGCGGGGCUAGUGGUAGCCCACCACAUAUUACUGAACCACAUUUACCAGUUAUGGCUGGCUGAGCACAAUGGCAAGUGGAGUUCAGAAACAUGUGUGGCUAGUGGUAGCCUAUCACUGGGCUAGUUACUGGGAAGGCUAGUUAAGGACCUUUUGGUAUUAGUGGGGAUAAGUUAGUAUGGAGGAGCCUGUGGCUUUGUUUGGAUGGCGCAUGUAAACAAGUGCAGACUUCCAACCCUCAGUGAUCUUUAGAGCAAGUUUUCUUAUUUUAAUGUUUGUCAAAUGUAGAUUGCAUUACACUUAUUCAAUAACAUGUUUAAUUUCCUGUUUACUUAUUUGUACCUGUUCAUUUGUAAUAAUAAAGCAACGUUCACAAAAGUGUUUUUUUUAUUUUUUAUUAUGAUUUCUCCCUGUGUGUAUUAUGAUUUAUCCCUGUGUUACCAGAGACAUAUGAUUUGUAUUUAAGAAUAAAACUGAAUUUGUUCAUCUUAAAGAGAUACGGUCAUGUAAAUUAUACUUUUUUUUUUUUUUAUAUCUCAAAGAAACACUUAAAAAUUAUAAACAAAAGAAACAGUCCCUUUUGGGCUCAAAUGUCUCUGUCCCUCUUUUCUUUGAGCUCUCUAUUAAUGCUGCUGUGUUUGUGUUUUAACAGAGCUGCCCGGCAAUAAUACUCAUAGUAAUGUGCCUUUAAACUAUAAUAAAUAUGUUUAGAAAUUGGUCUCUUUUUAAAUAAGAUCCUUUUUGUUUUUCUUCUAAAUUACAUUUCAGUUGUAUAAAUUAUUAGGUCACCUAAAACGUCUCGGAACAUCCUGCCCCUGGCUACACCCUCAACCAAAAGAUGAAAGUGUUCCUCUUUGUCUAUUUGAAAUGUUGGGAGGUAUGGGCCAGCCUACUGUGUGAUCAGCACACAUGGAUGAUAAGUGUCCAAUCUGAUGCUUCUCAUAGAGAAGCAUUGGGCACGCAGCGAUUCCUCAUCUGUUGCCAUGAUAUGCCGAUCCAUUAAUUAUGAAAUAUUUUACCAGGAAGGAUACACUGCGAUGUUUCUUGUUUUCAUGUGUUAUACAGAAGCAUUGCAGAUACGCACGUCCUGCAUACCUUGCCUGCUGAUGCUCAGUGUAAAAUUGAUUGUUAUUAAAUAUAUUUUAAUAUGAAGCCUCUAGUUCCUGUCUAAAUGACUGGCAUCCGGUUCCACGGGAUGGUAAAAGGGAAUUGAUGGUCUGGUCUUUGUCCCUGCUUUAGCUAAUAAACGCCCAUAACUUAAUACCAGGGAGAAAGGAACAUUUUACCAGGCAGUACUGCAGCUUCCAGGGUGCAGAGAAGGUGGUGACUAGCACACGGUAAACCCCAGUUAACUUGUCAAACAGUUCUUUAGCGGUUUCACGACUUACACUUGGAGAGCACCAGUGCCUGACUGGUUAGGAAAGUGACUGUGCCUUUAACAGGACUGCCUAAAGGUUAGAUCCCCAGAUGUUUGAGAACUAUAAUUUCCAUCAUGCUGUGCUCUCUCUAAAGGCAUCAUGGCUUUUGUAGUUCUCGAUUGUUUAUGGCUCUACCUUUUAUAUUGCACCACCUGACGUAGAUUAACCUUAGGAAGGGAUGGGGCCUUACCUAAAUAUUUAACCCCUUAAGGACACAUGACGGAAAUAUUCCGUAAUUCCCUUUUAUUUUAGAAGUUGUGUCCUUAAGGGGUUAAGUAUUGGUUCAAGCCUUUGUGUGUUUUGCGCACAUAAGCUUUUAUCAAUACACAAGUAUUUUUGCCUGGCGACUUAUGAUGCUGACACCCUUCCAAGCAUUUGGAUUUCAACAGUCAGGAUUUUAUGUUCUGUUGUGUGCAUGGUUAAACCUCGUUAGCACUUUGUAGCUGUUCCCCAGGUUGAAGCAAUGUGCUUAGUUAUAAUGUUAAGGGAUGUGUCUGUGCCUAGAUAUGAACUUGGGGGAGAAACAUGAACAUGACAUAAAGUUCUGAAUACUGUCUGUUGUGUUUUGUUUACAGGUCACUUGCUGUUGGGAGCAAAUCUGGAUUCAAGUUUUUCACGCUUUCAUCUGUGGACAAACUUGAACAGAUAUACGAAUGCAGUAAGUUCUUGUGAAUAAUCAUAACUGUAAAGUAAAUUAUUGAUAGAACAAUCAUUUAAAAGGACACCCAAAGUCUCAAAAAUACUGUAGCUUAUUGUAGUGCUUACCUGUAUUAGUUUGCUGCUGAAAGAGUUAACCAUUCCGUGGCUGAAUUCUGCUUACUCAUACAAAUAUUUUGGGCACUUAAUAAUGAGGAAGGUGAAACACUUCCUCAGAAAAUAUAUAUAUAUAUUUUUUUUUUUUCUCAAGCUGCCUUCAAACAUAGUCUUUGGACCAUAUCCACAGCACUAAGCUGUAGUGAUUACAGGUUAUCGUUUAAUGUUAGAUUUGCUUGUAGCAUGAGAUUCCAUUGUGAAUAACUUACAACUUGCAAUAGGAUUUUACAUGGAACUACAUUUCGUAAUCCUCUCCAGAGAUGUUUUGUCUUCUAAUUCAUUGGUGGUGAAGGGUGGACACACAGACAUUUUUUUUUUCUUCUAAUUGUACCUUUAACUUUAACCCCUUAAGGACACAACUUCUAAAAUAAAUAGGAAUUAUGACGGAAUAUUUCCAUCAUGUGUCCUUAAGGGGUUAAGGAAUGGAUUUGGACAAUUGGGUAUAAUAUAUUUAUAUUGUGAAAGGGUAUUAGCAUAAGUAGAUCCUAAUAAGGCAAAAUAAACUUACAUUUUCAACUGGGAAUGGCUCCUAUUAAUCUCAUGUGAAAACAUACUAACAGUGCUACUGUUGGUCAUAAUUGCACAUGCCUGGUGUUUUCCUGACACAUCAGUGUUGCUCACUUAGUCCUACUAGCAAGGAACUUUAAUAGGGCAAGAGUAGUUGUAGCAAUAGGUGGAAAUCCAUUCUAUUUGCGAACUAACUUAAAGUGUGAAAUUGCCUUCAAUUUGUAUGCUGGUAAAAGAAAUAGUUUGGUGUGCCCCCUAUUGAAUAAUAUGAAUCAUCUUCUACUGCAUAAGAUUAUUAAUUCGAUAUUAUGGAGACAAUUUUCCUUAGUAAGCCUUGCACAUCAUUGGCCAACAUAAAUAUGUGCAUUUAAUUUAGGGUUAGGACGUCUAGCGUAAGAUAACAGACCAAAAGUCCGUUACGAUUCACCUCAUGUAAAGGUGUACUUAUUUUGUUUUUGUAGUACCAAUCACAACUAAAGCGUUUAGAGAAGGGGACUCAAACUACCAACUUUUGAGACCACCAACUCCCCUCGGAUGUAAGAGGGGAGGCAGUUAUCAUUUAAAUUACCUGUUUGCCUGUUUAGACACUUGACACCAGGCAACCAUUGACAGAUAAAAUACAGAAAAAAGAUAAAAUAAAACAGAACUAAUAAGAAAUACUAGAUAACCUUAUACAGAUAUAUGUAUACAAAAUAUUGAGAUAUAACCAUAUUAAAGAGUCCCUGCAGAAAAAGUAUUUUUUGGAGAUAAGAACCUUUUGUAGGUAGUGCUUUGUUGGAGAUCAGUCUGUUAUCCUGCUUAUCUGUUUAAGAUCAUCUAGUAUUUCUUAUUUGGCAGAGUCUGUUUUUUUUUCUGUAUUUUUUUUCCAUGUUCCUCUUGGGUUAGGGUAUCCAAGUAACAGACCUUUUUCUGCUGCCUUUGGAGUUAGUGCUGUAUCUUCCCUUCUUUUUAUUCCAGUUGUAACCAUUGAAAAAUGUCUAUUGUCUCCCUCAGACCAACAACAUGGCCCUCCAAAAAAUUUCAUAAGUGUGUGCAAAGUAUUUUUUUUUUCUUUCUUUCUAAAAUUUAUAUAUAUAUAUAUAUAUAUAUAUAUAUUUUAUAUAUUGUCUUUUGGUACUAACAUGUGUUGCCAUCAUGGGAAGGAAUCUGUCUACCCCCUAGUUGGAGUAAAAUUGAGGUAGUUGGAGUUCCAUCGCCUGGUUUCCUGAUGCUUUUAGAAUUGUAUUUUGGCAGAGAAAUCUAAUUACCUCAUAGUCUUUUUGAAAGUAUUUGUCUUUGGCCCACAUUAUUUGGAUGUAGAGUUCUUGUUAAUGUGAUGAAUUGGUCCCUAGCUAGCCUGCCUGAUAUUUGGAUAAAACUUAAUCACAGAAUUUAUUUCCAGAACAAUUUAUGUUCAAUUAUUUUUCUGCUAAAGAGAAAUCAUACAGAACUAGUGAUAAUGUAGUCAGACAUGCUUUAGUAUUUUAGUCCUUUUCUGAUAAUGCAUUCCUCUUUUUCUAGAACCUAGUUUAAUUUUUUUUUUUUUUAAAGGAAUAUUCCAAACACCAUAACCAUGUAAUUAUUAUUGUGCCAUGAGUGCCCGGAUUCCCCCUACUUGAAAGUGGUAAAAUCAUUUUAGAACUGUUAGAUUUCUUAGCCGGUAUGUCGCCAGUUACACUACCUCAACCUGAGAGCCGAAAUCUCUAGUUUAGGAGUUUUUAUUGGCUCUUCUGAUCCCUGCACUGCUUAGCAUAACUCAGAUUGUAAUAUAUUUUUAAUUCAAUAUAUAUUUUAUAUAUUGAAUUUUAAUCUAUAAUUAUUUAUGUAAAACACUUUUGUUAGACCCUUCCCAGUGACAGAGGGGUCGGCACUACACAUAGUAAGGGAACACUGUUGCAGUAAAAACAUGUACUUACAGCGGUCAUCUGGGUCCUAACUUAUAAUAAUUGCCUCAUCAAAACAUUGGGGAAUCGGGGGCGGAGCCUGACUGCCAAACUGAGCAGACGUGUGCCACGAGAGCUCCUGCGUUUGCUACCGAUGACCCAGGGAUAUUCCCGACCCGAACGACUUUACAAGCACAGCCUAGAGUUACUCUUGCAGAGGGGGCUUUGGUGAUCCAGGGGACACCUCACUCAAAUGUUUCUGCAACUGACUGCCCAAAUUGAUGCCAUGAGAUCUACAUACAAGGGAGCUUGGAAAAGGCGGCCGCUCUACCUGCUCCCCAGCUGGCUUCUAAGAAACAGAAUUGUGCAAUCCCCCUUCCCCCCCCUUUGGACUGGCAGCGGUUAUCCCGGUCCCUAUUGGGUUGCCUCAUGCAGUUCCUAGCACACAAGGGGAAGACUCGCAAGCUACAGAACUCCUCAAGAUGGCGGACGGGCCUUUUACAGCGACCCAGGCAUCCAAAGUACCACUUGACUCCACUAGCCGCUCCCUGCUGGCAAUGGAAGCAAUAUUUGCCAUCUUCCGAGCACGAAUGGAGGAACGAUCAGCAGCUUCUGCUCGUCUGCCUAUGGGCGGCCAAAACACACAUGGGCCCCCGUCUAGCGAAGCUACCCGCCAUGCUCAGGUCCCUCUCGUCAAGCAACCCCCCCCCAUCCCUCACAGAUUGAGGGCUAAACAGGGGUUGAACCUACCUAAUCGCCCACAUUAAAUAUUUGCACCACAAAAAUAAAGAAUUUUUAAAAAAAAUUACCAAACAUUGGGGAAUUCUCUGCUCUAGCAGAUCUCGAGUUAAAACUGCUCAAGUAGGUAUAUUCAACCAGUCAGUCCAUGGAAAUUGAUUUUCCUUCCUUUUGUCUGUAAUUAUGAUUAUCUAUGCUAUCACUAUGUGUGAUAGGCAUGUAAAUAAGAUGCAUUCACAAACACAUUUGGAUAAAAGUAAUGCAAAAGAUGUUACUCAUCUUGAAGAUGUUUUUAUAAACUUACAUCUGCAAACAAAUCACAACUGUGCAGGGAAAAUCUGCAGUCAUUGUGACUUCUUUAAAUUUAACUUCUCUAUGUAAUCUGGUUCCAGCAUACACAAUGUCCAAGGAAACACUUAAAAGACCAAUUAAGUUACAUAGUAGUUUAGGUUGUCAAGAGACUAAAGUCCAUCAAGUUCAACCCAUUAUUUUAUGCCGUUGUUCCAAAAGAUUGUAGCCAUUUUCAAUUAUGCCACAAAACAUGAAAACAAUUCCUUCUUGAAUCCAUAUGCCAAACAGAUUUCUCCCUAGAUCAGCAACCUGUUUACAUACAUAUCAAUUAUAUCCUUGAAUAUUUUGUUUUUGCAAAAAAUCAUCCCAAACCUUUUAACAAAUAUCUACAGAAUCUGAUAAGAAAACCUCUUUAGGUAGAAAAAACCCACACAUCCUUAUUGUGGUUACUUUCCUCCGCUGUAAGCGAAUACACAUAUGUUCCAUACUCAAUGGAUGGUAUCUUUUCUGUUAUAUACAAUGACCAGUCCCUAGUCUGGGUGCAGUGUACCUGACUUUGUAAUCAUGCAGUCUAGAACAUUGCAGUUUUUAAGAAAAACUGCUAAAGCUUUUGAAUGAGACAGUUGUUUCAAAGUGAUGCAUGUAUCUUUAACUCAAAACUGACCAAUGAGUGAUUGUUUUGAGAACUAAGUGUUAUGACACAGCAUGGAACCUAUAACCGUGUUAUAGUAUGAGUCAUCUCCCAUUUCCAUGUAUCAACUAAUAAUAAGACUCCUAUUUAUUUUUUUUGUAUGUGUCAUCAAGUUGGCCACUGUUUUUUUUUUUGGUUACUGAUUUGUUGAUCACUGAUUUUUCCAUUGAUGAGCUUUAAGUUAUGUAACGAAGUAAGAUGACAGAAAACUGAAACUAAUUGGUCACUUUCAAAUCAAUGUAAAAUAACUUUGUGUGAAGAAGACUACACUUAUAGGGAAAUGUAACCAAAGGAGGUAUUUUUUAAAGGGACACUGUAGGCACCCAGACCAUUUCAUUUCAUUAAAGUGGUCUGGGUGCUGUCCUUUUUGUACCUAGUGCUGCACUAUUAAACAUUGCAGUUCCAGAAAACUGCAGUGUUUACAUAUCAGCACUAAGUCUGCCCUCAGUGACUGUCCAUCAGACAGCCACUGGGGGCGCUUCCGGAAUCGUAACAGACUUUUGGUCUGUUAUCUUACGCUAGACGUCCUAACCCUCUGCAUGAGGACCUCCAGCGUCAGAUUUUCCCCAUGGGAAAGCAUUGAUUCAGUGGCAUUUGCUGAGCAUGCGCAUUAGACCCCGCUUGUCGCAGGACAGAGGAGGUGACGGAGCUUCGACCCAGCACCGAGGGACUUCUGCACUGGGAUCAGGUAAGUAAAGGAUUUUUAACCCUUUGUUUACCACGUAGAAGGGGGCGCGACGGAGGAGGGAGGCAGAGAGAUCAAUAGUGCCAGGAAUACAGCUUUAACUGUGCAUGAGGUAUCUACAGACUCGGUCUAUUCAAAACCAAACUGGUAAAGGCAGGAAAAGAUGUAUAGCAGCAUGUAGUAAUAGAAAAAGUUUAAAAAAAAAUAAAAACGGGUGCGGGGCCUGACUGCCAUGCCGAACAGUCGCAUGAAACAGCUCCUGCAAUCAGGUGGACUUUAAGCUAUUAAAAGCUGACCUGGUACCUUCCUGAAGACCAGAGGCCGUGGUCCGGUACGUGAGGGGGGCACUGGAUCUGACGAGAGGCUUUCAGUCCUUGUUUUAGUCCCUCAGACAGACACAUGUCGUCCGCACAGGAUGAGACCUACUCAGGCGGUGAGCGGGGUAGACAGCCGCUGCCCUGCUAUCCCGUCCGACAGUGUCACGCCAGACUCCCACAAGCUUGUGGAUCUGGUCCCGUCUCACCUCCCCUUGGGCCGGUGAGGGUUAUCCCGGUCCAUGCCCUGAAGCCCCUGCAGCAACAGCGACCCUGCAGCAACGAAACUUCACCACACUGUUGAAGAGACCCAGAGUCACACAUAAAUUGGCGGCAAACCCGACUCCAAAAGCCCAUACCCUGGGGCAAACUAACUCUCCCUCCUGGCUGGCUAAACUUCCCCAAGAACCCUGGCAGAGGUUGAAGACAAGGUUGGGGAAGCCAAAUCAGCUGGGGCUCUGUGCACUGCUGCCCCAGUACUCGUCCGACCAGAACCGUCAUGAAUCUGGACCUACAGACAGCAAAGAUGGCAACAUCGGCAGACCGGCGAACGCGGCUUAGAAGCAGCCCACACCACUCCCCCCUAAAUAACUUGCCUUCGGGCCAGUCCAGCACUGGACGACACUUCAAGGAGGAAUCCCAGCCUGCUACGCCUCUGCAACCGGGCCACGGCGCCUGAAGACAACCUGACCACAAGGGGGUAACGACUUACACGAACGCUCCAUACUGCAGCAAGAAUCCAUAGUCAAUGCAGCUUACAGCUGGAAGGGGACACCUGAUGCAAGCUCCUGAGAUGGCAGAGAUAUCUGCUACCACCAUGCUGUAUCAUCUAAUAUCACUUAGAGUUUUAACCUUAACUUUGGGCCCUCUCCUAUCGACAUUUGAUUUCUCUUAUUAAUACUUGCCUUCCUAAUUAAUUCUUGACUAACCCAAGGCGCAGGGUUACUCUGCUUAUCACAUAGCCGAUGGGGUCUCUGGGGCAAAAUAUUCUUAUGUAACUUUAUCAUAACUAACCUAAUGCCUAAUGGUAAUCUAUGAGCCUGCCUGAGGUUUUCUUUUCCUCUGUCUCUUGAAUCUUAUAAACCUGUCUUACGUUCGGGCAGGCCCUCUAGGCAUGUAUACAUAUUAAUACAAAAAGUGCAGAUUAUGUAAACCUCUUUAAGACUAAUUGUGCUGUUUCCAUACGACAUGUCAUUUAUACAACAGUGUGUAAUUCCCUGCACUACAAAAAUAAAAAAUGUAAAAAAAAUAACUGUUUAAGAGACAGAAGAAAAUUAUCUGAGUAAAAAUGCUUUUUACAAAAAAUUCUUUUUUUUUUUUUCUUCUUCAAUGAGGUUUUAAGGGGAAUGCGAGGACUGUUAAAUACAGACUAAAAUUCCAAGGGGAAAAACCAUUCUAUCUCUACCAAACAAAGAAGGAAGAGAUUACAAUGGGCUGAAAACCUUUUUAACUGGUCUGAGGAACAAUGAGACAGAAUGAUCUGGAGUGAUGAGACCAGAAUAUGAUUGAUAGUGAUGGAAUAAAGUUUGUAAGAAAAUAUUUGCUGUCUGAAUGCAUUAUAGCUACCAACUACAGUUGGCGUCAUGAUCUGGGGUUUAAUGACAGGAAAGGAGUGCAUAGAUUUCCUGGGAUUUUUGUGUUCUCUAAAUUGCCAAAAAUAUAUCAAUGAUAUGCUUGAGCCAAAACUGAAGCCUCUGGCAUGUGAUCAUUUCCACCAUAAUAAAGUCAUAUUUCAUCAAGAUUCAGUUCCUUGUCUUGAUGCUGCUGUUUUUAAAAAAAAAAAGUGGUUUCAGAAAAAUCUGUUUACAUGUUAGAAUGGCCAGAUAUUAGCCCUGACCUAAAUCCAACGGAAAAUCUGUUGAGCUAAUUACAUCAACUUGUUAGUAGCAACCAAGGAAUUAAAUACAAGUGAUAGAAACUAUCAUGCAAUCUUGGUUUCACAUUAUAACACCCGAUUAAUAAAUUUGUUCACUCCAUGGAAUGUUGAUGUAAGGAUAUGAUUGUGGGAAAAGGGUUGCCAACUCCGUACUAACAGAAAUGGUUAUGAAUUAUGCUUUACUAUAAUUUUUGUUGCUAUAUUAUGUAUAUAGCUUCUCUUAAAAAUUCAUUUAUUUAAUAAGGCAUGUUGUAUUACUUUCUGCAUUAAAUUAUGUAAUAUCAUUUUAGGGUAUUCGAAACAUUUUGGGCACUAGUGCUAUAAAUAUUACAUUUAAAGUAUUACAAUUUACCUUCUAUGCUAAAGUCAAUGCUUUCCUAUGGGGAAGGCUUAAUGGGCAUGUGGCACUUGACCCGCAUGCACAUUAGGUAUCCCCAUCGUCUGAUAUUGGCAGUGGAGGAGUGCGACCCAGCGCUGAGGGAUAUUGGCAUUUUAAUUAGAUAAGUGACUGAAAGGGCUUUUCAUGUACGGAUGGGGCCGCGCGGGCAGAAGGAAACUUUAGUGUUAGGAAUACAUCUUUGUUUUCUUAACACUAAAGUGUUCCUUUAAUCAUAUAAUAAAACAACCUACCAUAUAAAAGGAAAUGGUAAUUAAAACAACAUUUUAUUUAACACUGUACAAUGGAAUGUCCCAUUGUACAGUGCUACAGAAUUUGCUGGCGCUAUAUAAAUAAUGACAUAAUAUAUGAAUCCGAAAUAUAUGUUGACUGUUAAACGACUCCAGUAACCCAAAAUUGCUUCUAACUCCAAGAAAAUAGAAAUUGACCUUAUAAAUCAAUGUUGUGAUAACUCCCUGGGAGAGCUGGGAAGUUUUUCUUUCCAGGAUACUGGUUUUGGGCGCAAGUGCUUCAAGCUGUAGUGAAGUGAAGUUAUCUUACCUUUUAGGAUCGCUUGUUCAUCCUUAUCGUUGCACUGCUUCUGGAGGGAAAAGACAGCAUUUUUACCAUACCUUUCAUUUUCCUUAAGAUUUGAGGCAGUGCACCUAUAAUUCUCCCCCAUAUUUAACAAAGUACUUAUUUUUGCAUGAGUUUGGCUAGUGACUUUCUGGGGGAUUGUGGAUGUAUGGUGACUUUUAUAGUAAGAAGGAAGAUGGGGUUGGGGUCUUAACCUUUUAAAAGUUAUUUCAUACAAUUCUGCCUGCCUAUUUUGCCACAAGAAAUGGCAACAUCCGUUUUUGUGCCCUACUCUAAAGGAAAAAUAAACUUACUGUAAGUAAAAUGUUGUCUCUCAGCCCAUCCUCAAUGACCAUCCCAUACUCUUUACAUUUAUUUAUUUUUUAAUAUUGUGUAAUCUUUGGUUUGUUCCCUCUGUGCUACACCCCUGGUUCCCAUGUUACUUUAGCACAAUGUCUGUCUUGGUUAGCCCCAGUUUAUGUUCUGUGCAUUCACCCAACUCAGUCCUUUGUAAAGUCAAUGGCAACACUUCCCAGAAAUUGUUACCAAGCCAUUAUAAGCCAAUUCUUUAUUUGUGUUAUUUGUCUGAUUGUGCGUUUUUCUUUUUUUUCAUCAUAAAAAUGUUUUUUUUUUAGACAGCCAUAUUGAUUUGUUAAUUUAACACAUUUUACAUCCCAAAUGGGACUAUGUAUACAUAAUUAUAAUAAACAGAAAAAAAAUACUGGUAGAUCUCUAAGCAAAAAUAAUCAUAACUGCAUUAAAUAUAUUAGUAAAAUAUUUAAAGAGUGUUUUGGCUGACUAGAAAGCCACAUUUCAAAUUAAUUGACCUCUGUUAUCUUUUUAUAUUAUAAUAAAUGUUGAUUUUUAAAUAUUUUCUUUUGUUCUGUCUCCUAACCAAGCUGACACUGAAGAUAUCUGUAUUGUGGAACGGCUCUUCUCCAGCAGUUUAGUUGCUAUUGUCAGCCUCAAAGCCCCUCGCAAGCUGAAAGUUUGUCAUUUUAAGAAGGGGACAGAGAUCUGCAACUACAGCUACUCCAACACAAUUUUGGCAGUGAAAUUGAACCGUCAGGUGAGCCAUCGGUAGAAUCUGAAGGGCAGACACUGGAACAGACCUCUUUUAGCUCAUCGUAUGUACUUUAAAGGGAAAUGUAUAACUUUGAGACAACGUUCUUGUUGAAAAGCUUUUAAAAAAAAUAUAUUUAUAUUUUGUUACCUUCAUAUUAAAAUGCUCAUCCUUCUUAUGCUUUUCACAAUUACUCCAGGAGGGAUCCCUGAUUUAACCAAUCAGUGUCCUAUCCCUAGGUAUGCUGGAAAACUGCAUUUGGCAUGCCUGACAGACUUACACAUGAGCAACUGGAAGAUCUUUUCACCUUGCAACAUCCUGGCAGGGGGAGUCUGAUUCCUGCAGAGCAGGCUCCGGUGUUGGGUUUCUCUCUCAAUGCUGUGUUAGUCCCUGCAGGAAGAAUAAGGAGCUUGUUGUUUUUGCAAUAAGUGGACUGGUCUGAAAUUGAGGAUUCGGGGGUGGGGGUACUGAAUAAACAUCCUUAGCUAAGAGGUCUGCCCAGCAAUGCAAUCUGACUACGCAUAUAGUAAGUUUAUAAAUGUUUGUUGCAUACUUUUCAAAGUUUUCCUUGCUUUAACUUUAUUUUUAAUACAUAAAGCUGGGAGCCUAAUGUACUUGAAAAAAAUCACAAGACCGUAAUAGGGGGUAACCUUAAUUGUUAGCAAAACACACUAUAAGUAGUAUACAGGAAUGCUAUAUAGUGUAUCAGAGUGCUAUCCGAAGUGUUAACAGAAGUUAGAUACAAUGUAGCACUUUGCUAUCUGAACGAUCUCCAUAAAAGCAUCCUGCGAAAAGCAGUGUAUGUAAAAAAGUUUCAAAGCAAUGCCUAAAGUGACAAUACUUGUCUCCAAUAUCCCUUGAGGGUCAAAUCUUGCAAUAUAACAAACAACCUAUCUAGAAUUGUAUGUCACAACUAAACGAAAGAUUACAUAUUUGCUAAAUUGUCAAAAAUAAGUAACUAAAAAGAAAACAUCUAUUUAAAGGAUGCAGCUUUACUAAAAUACUAGAUAGCUGGUUUUACACAGAUCAGGUAGAAAAAUCACCAGGUAACCAUGUAGCUAGUCUGUGCCUUUGAGGGCACAUGUACUGUCGUGGAUAAAAACUAAUCUAGCUUGCUAGCUAAUGCCAUCAGACGAACUGACAGCAGCUUGUCGUUGGAGAUGCUCUUGCUGUGUUACUAUUAAAUUGUGCAGGAAUCAGAACAUCCGCAUCAGUGUAUCACUACAACUUGAGUACAGUUCAGAGCCCUGACGCACAUUUUCGCCGGUCAGGCGGCUCUUCAAGGAGUGGAUCUUUAUUUUCGUUUAGAAGUGUUUGCUUGUUGGUUAAAAGAAAAAUUGUCAAGUGAUACAUCGCACUGUUAACCUACCUGAUUGGGGCGCUAACACAAGAGUAUAAAUUAAGCCUUGCAUGGGAAAGUGUAUAAGCUUAACUCAUAAGGUUUUUUUUAUUGGGGGGUGGGGGGGGGGGUUCUGAUUUAGUAUACACACAAUUUAGGUUAGUAGGCUUAGAAAAGUAAUUAUUUUUUUAUUAAAGGGACACUAUAGUCACUAGAACAACUACAGCUUAUUGUAUUUGUUCUGGUGAGUAUAGUCAGUCCCUGCAUGCUUUUUGCAGUAAACGUGGUCUUUGCAGAGAAAAUGCAGUGUUUACAUUACAGUAUGAAUAUCUUCACUGGCCACUCCUCAUAUGACUGCUAGAUGUGCUUCCUGAACACUGAACUUUCGUCAUAGAGAUGCAUUGAUUCAAUGCAUCUCUAUGAGGAGAUGCUGAUUGGCCAUGGCUUGUGCUGGCUCUGUCUCAGAUCUGCCUCCUUGACAGUAUCAGUCAAUUCAAAAAAGUUUAAAAUAUAUCGGAGCGCUAAAUGAUAAAGUAGAGUAUUUUCAAAUCCCCAGGGGACUUGUAAUUUGUCUCUUAGAAUUAAAACACCCAGUUUGGGAAAAUGUUACUGCUUUCGCUGCAACAUUUCGAUGUAUACCCUUCACCACAUCUCAAAUACAACUUAAAAAAACAAAUCAAGAAGUGGAGCGAUAUUUAGGUGACAAGCCCCAUACCACAUGCAUAUAAAAUGAGAAUAAAGGUAGCCAAAUACUUAUACUCCCAGUAGUUGGCACUCACAGAGCCAGGGCAGAUACAUAGAAAAGAGAAAAUGAGAAAUGAUAAUAUUGCAGAUCUGUAUGAAUAAUUUGUUGCACUUAUAUAAAUUGUACUAUAAACACAUUCAAUAUGCUCAUUAUUAGCAUUGAUGGUAAAAAGUAACAAUUUAUUCUCAAACAAUAAAUUAAAAAGGUCACUCAAACAGAAUAAAAUUCUAAAAAUAGCAAAGAUAAAAGCAACCUUUCUGGGGGAUUGUGCGUUGUGGUGGAGUCCCAAACUCCAGCUAUCUGGCUGCCGUUCAUACUUCCCGGCUGUUUUGGCUCCGCCCACCUUGGUGCGUGAUGACAUCACAUCUAUGCGUUUCGCUGUAUACAGACUGCUUUGUCAGGACGUUGGAAGUUGAUACAGACCUUGCUUCUGAGGGCUUAUGUAGGAGCAAAUGUCCAUUUUUCAUUGGUUCAGUCCCCAAACCUAAAUUUGCAUAUUGUAUAUCGCUCACGGUUUACGGAACCACUUGCUAGAUUAAAAUGACUGCCAUUUACAGCGAUAUACAAUAUGCAAAUUUUGGUUUGGGGACCGAACCAAUGAAAAAUUUACAUUUGCUCCUACAUAAGCCAUCAGAAGCAAGGGCUUCCAACAUCCUGACAAAGCAGUCUGUGUACCGCGAAACGCGUAGACGUGAAAGCAUCACGCACCAAGGUGGGCGGAGCCAAACACAGUCGGGAAGUACGAACGGCGGCCAGAUAGCUGGAUUUUGGGACUCCACCGCAAUGCACCUUGCCAGAGACCCGUAGUGUGGAAAAGCGUGUUUGUGAGUAAAUGGGUAUGCAUACCGGUAUACUCACCAUUUAUUCCUGUAAGCAGCAAUCUGGUUGCUUUUAUCUUUGCUAUUUUUAUUAUUUUAUUAUGUUUGAGUGACUUUUUUUAUUUAUUGUUUGAGAAUAAAUUACUUUUUACCAUCAAUGCUAAUAAUGAGCAUAUUGAAUGUGUUUAUAGUACAAUUUAUAUAAGUGCAACAAAUUAUUCAUACAGAUCUACAAUAUUAUCAUUUCUCAUUUUUUCUUUUCUAUGUAUCAUACUGCCCUGGCUCUGUGAGUGCCAACUACUGGGAGUAUAAGUAUAUUGCUACCUUUUAUUCUCAUUUUAUGUGCAUGUGGUAUGGGGCUUGUCACCUCAGUAUCAGCCAAUUCAAUGGUUUCUUAUGGGAAAGCAUUGGGAUUGGCUCAGAACAUCACUUCUGAUGUCAGCCAAGGAGGCAGAUCGAAGCAGAGCCAGCAGCAGACCGAAAUAAAAGUAUAUGUAGGGAGACAAGGGAGGGCCAGACGGGCUAGAUCGUGUUUUUAACACUAUAAAGAAACACAAACAUGUAUUCCUGACCAUAUAGUGUGUAAUGGACUGGACCUAGUUAGGUUUGACAUCUUUGUGAAAUCUAGGCAUGGUGCUAAGAUUUAAGCUAUGUGCAAUUAACAAACUGCUGUUUCAAGUUAGACACCUUUGCUUUUAUAAAAGACCACACCAUCCAUAACCCAUUGGAAAAGGCAAUUCAUACACAACUGUUCCAAAAUAUGUUGAACUCGCAAAAUUCACAGAUUAUGCAAAGAUAUCAUUGCAGCAAAUAUAUACAAUUAAAAGCAUGUUCUACAGAAAUAACUCACCCACAGCACAAUGAAUGUUAGGGCGUAUUUCUGUUGUCACGGCAGGGUUUAUUCACUGAACUCCACAUUGUAGUAAAUAUAAAUGGCAAACAAGUAAAAAUAACUUAUAUUUUAUCAUUUGGGUUUAUAUAAUAUAUACACAGACACACAAAGUUAAUUUAUACAGUAAGAAUAUGACAAUGCACGCACAGACAAGCUCACUGAAAGACAACCUAAUUUGCACAAACACAAGAUCCGAUCACUGAUACACACAGGUUCACUGGUGCACACCCACACACUUACUAAAGACACAUUGACAUACACACACAAGCUGAUUUCAGACAAAUUCACUAGCGCACAUACAAGAUCACUUUCCGUAUUUGGGUUGCUGGGCAUUAGAAGCUUACUAGCACAUGUCAUUGGGGACUCUGAGGGCAAUGUGAGGUUGCCAUUUCCUCUUACUGUCCGCAAGGUUAGGUGAUUGACGCUAGUGCCGCAACUCAAGUGCGAUGGUUGGCUCCUGCAAGAGCACCUUUUAUGUGGCAACCAUGUACUGGAAACUGUGAGGGGGCAUUUGGUGAGAGAAACUUACAGUGACUUCUCACUCAUCCCUACUGCAAGCCAGCUGCUUACUUUGCUGGUGUACCAGUCGCCAGAAAAAUCAAUGCCACCAAGUCAGCUCCACCGGCCUCCAGCACAAAGUCUGAGUGGAAUAAUAAAUCAGUAGAGAAUGUUUUAGGUCAUCUAGCUGCACUACCUGGCCUCAUAUGCUGCAGCCCACUGGGAAAUUUUUCUGUAUCCCUGUUGGCCAGUCCAACACUUCAUUUAAUGAGCAGGGGAUCACAAGCAAUGCACAUCUCUAGCACAACCCACUAUUGGAGAGCUGGUUAUUCCUAAUAAACUCAUACAGAUCUGGUGUUCAUAUAAUAUAAUACAGCAGGCAGCAUGUGUUUUAAGCUAAGGUAGCUCAUGGAGAGUUCAUUAAUCAUAAACCACUUCUGCUUGUCAGUGGAAUUCAGUGGUUUCUUCAAUUUACUUGCAUAUUUAAGUAAAACUACAAUGAAUCUCCAUAUUGCGCAUUACUCUCUGUACAAUUCCUAUAAUCAUCUUUUUUUUCAGUUGUCAAACUGCUUUUUAGUAGUUGAUGUAUGUUUUUCAUUUUAUGUUCACAAGUCCAACAAAUAUAUCCUUGAAAGAACAGACAUGUUGAAGAUUUUGCGUGUUUAAACAUGAAUAUAUAAAUAUAUUUGUUUUCAUGUUAAAUGUUGCCAGUGAAUUGGUUUAUAUUUUGUAUGUAUUUGUGAAAGUGAACCUGUAAUGAAAAAAUAUACACAGAAAUACGUGAUUUAUUCAGUAUAAAAAUAUACUCCCCUCAUCUCUGUUCCAGCACCCUCAUCCUCUAGGAUUCAAGGGUGGUUACUCUUUGUGUAACACCCACCUCUGGUCCGUUCCCCUCUACUCCUCCAGUACAGUUACCUAAGUAGAGCAAACUUCCUGUGUGAAGCCGACACACUGGCUUAAGUGCUAGCCUGCCUGUAUCUGAAUGAAGUGAUGUCAGUAACUCUGUUUCUAUACUCACUAGCCAGCACUAGCAGCUUCUACCUCCGUUUCCAUAGCAACCACAGCACAUUCACUGUGGUUUCUUUGCUUGGAAAAGCAGAAGAUGUAGAAGUUGUUUUCUGCUCUCCCUUGUCAGUCAACUUGUCAGCAUAGAGUCUGUGCUGAGUCUGUUCAUAGGCACAUCUUGCACAGUGUACAGUAGAAACCUGUAGUAAAUCUAUAUAUUUGAACCACAAGAUUCUGCUGUUCGUAUGUACAGUGCUACCUUGAAUUGUAGGAAGCAUAUAGUGAAACAGAAAGUGCCUCCUCAUAUCUGACCAUAUAGGUUUGUUUGUAUUGAAAGAAAAAAAAAAAACACUACAGUAUUUUAGGAUAAAACCUUACUUUACAGGCUGCUGUGACGGAGCUCCUGUACUCCAACAGAGUACCUCCGUCCAGUGUGCUUCCUAGCCGCUUGCAGGGAUCCUUGAAUGCUUCAAACCUAGUCACCGAGGCUUGAUUGGGGUCACUGUGGAGCUUUUACAAUCAAUUAGGCUGCAGCUCUCCUUCCAGGCAGGUAUUGUCCCUUCUGGCUGUUCCACUGCAGCCCUUCUACCAGGCAGGUAUCCACCUUUGGCUGCAAUGUGAUUUCUAUUGCCUUUACAAAGGCACUUGCAGCACUCAGGCCUAGCUCUCUUGAUUAAUCACAGGGCUAGAGGGAUUGUGCAGCCAGCCAACUGGUCUGAAGACUCUGUUACUGGGAUCCCUAAAAAUCUACACAGGACACAAGUUCCAAAGGAACUAACCUACAAUACCUCAUUUUACUUGGGACUAGCCCAUAUUUUUGUUACAUCAACCUUGGUGGGUCAAUACAAUGAACCAAAUCAUAUCAGAAAACAUACAGUAACUUAUAACAUAUUUAUAAAGGGGUGGAAAAGACAAUAACGAACACAAAAUAUCUCUCCCACCUGCAGAAUUCGCAAUAUGCAAAUCUACCUGAAUAUGCAAAUUGGCAAACCUUGCUAUUCAGGUAGUGGAUAUAACUGUUGCUAGAUCCUUGCAACAAACAGGUGGCGCUCUACAGGCUCCACAGCCAAAUCCACCUAGUUGAUUGCAAACAUUAGCAAGACAGGAGAGCACACUAACAUUUAACCCCAAACAACCACACUAUACACACGCGCACCCUGCAACUACAAUGGACACAGAGUGACUUAAAGGACCACUAUAGUGCCCUGAGGGUGCCCCCACCCUCAGGGUCCCCCUCCUGCUGUGCUGGAUGGAGAGGAAGGGGUUAAACUUACCUCUUUCUCCAGGGCUGGACGGGGAUUUCUCCUCCUCUUCGGCUGAAUGGGCAUGCGCGGCAGGAGCCGCGCGCGCAUUCAGCCAGUCCAUAGGAAAGCAUUCACAAUGCUUUCCUAUGGACGCAAGCGUCUUCUCACUGUGAAAAUCACAGUGAGAAACGCGGAAGCCCUCUAGCAGCUGUCAAUGAGACAGCCACUAGAGGCUGGUUUAACCCUAACAUAAACAUAGCAGUUUCUCUGAAACUGCUAUGUUUAUAGAAAAAAGGGUUAACCCUAGAUGGACCAGGCACCCAGACCACCUUAUUAAGCUGAAGUGGUCUGGGUUCCUAUAGUGGUCCUUUAAACAUAGGAAUCAUCCAGAGACCUAAUUGAAUUGUCCAUCUUAGGCUUAUGGUAAUGGUCACAGUUUUUCUGAAUUCCCUGGCUUAUUCACCACAAUUCACAUUUAAGUGAAUAGGCCUGUAAACAGAGCAAUUAAGUCUAGAAAAUUAAAGUGUAUCAAUCACAUAAACUCAGGUCUCAGGCUUCACAUUCCUAAGUAACAAACAAAAAUGUUUUUGCAAUUUUCUUUGAACAAACUUUGUGGAUGAGCAGUCACAUGUCCUGGAAGCCUAAAGUUUAAAUUAUCUGUCAUCUAUGCUUAAAAGGGAAGGCUUGAAACUCCCCUCUCUCUCUCAUUUGAUUUCUUUAAACUUAUUUUUAACUAGGGUUUUGUUUAAUUCUAUCCCUCCUUUGUCCACCACCCUACUCCCUCCCUCCCUGGCUCAGAGUGGAAGGAUGAGUGGUCCAUUUAAUUACUUCUUUAUGACCACGGAGAGGGAAGUAGUGACACCAGAUCAGCAUGUUGGAUAAGACCGGAUCCUUCAGCUAUAUAGGUGCACCUUGGGUCAUACUUGUGCAGGGAAGACCGCAGAGACUAGAUGUCAGUUUUUAAACCGUCCAACCCAAGGUGCAUGUAUAUGGCUGAAGGUCAGAAUGGAUUUUUCUUACUUACAGAUACGCCUAGUGUUCUAUCAGGUUGUUCUUGAUCAUGGAACUCCAGUUCGGCUUCUAACUGCUCCAACCAUUAAUAUAAUCUUUGGGUAUGUGCAUUACCAAUUUUAUAAUCCCCUUCCCCCAGGUUUUCCAUUUGCCCAGUCUCUUUAGCCCUUGAUAAUCUAGAGUGCCAAUGAAGUAAGAUGCAUUAUUUGAUAUCAUUUUUUUAUUUUUGCAAAGUAGAGAAAUAACUGCCUUCGCUGCAUGUAGCACAUAGAGGAUUAUGUAUGUAUUUAUAUUUAUUUUCCUUUAGAGAGAUUGCACUGUGUGAAACCUUUGUGCUAGUACCUUUAUAGGAUAUAUCCUGAGUGCUGGAGAGGCAUUUAUAUAUGCUUUCUAGUAUCUUGUUCAUUCUUCAUCCAAAAAAUAGUUGUCAAACUGUUCUCCCAUUUUGCCAUGAACAGAGGGGGUAAGAACUAUGGAUUCUGAAGUCUAUAGGACAUGUUUGGAUGAAGAACUAUUAUAGAACAUAAAGUAUUCCUGCAGGUUCAUAUUUCUGCUGAUUUACAUAUUUAAUUAUUCUGCCUGACUCACCUAUGAUAACACGUUCAAUCUGGAAUAUCUUGAAAAGCAUGCUUGUUUGAGGUCAUGUAGUAAGUAGUUUAUCACGUCUCAUUCAUACAUUCUAGUUAUACAAAAGCCAAUAUAUUCUAACUAUACACAGUAUGUCAAAUGAUAACGUGCGUCAUGUCAAUUAUAUUGCAAUCUAUGCUAAUGUAAAUCAGAGAUAAACCUCAUACCAGGACUAUCAGAAAGCAGUCUAAGAAUCUAUCCUCUUUGCUCACUAAAGUAAGGGAGUCCUGUUAUGCGAGAGUUUAUGACCAGCUUGGUUAUGUGUUUAUUUGUGUCUACUCACAUAGUAUAAUUAAAGAUUUGGCAGUUAAUAUAAGUAUAGGUCAUGCAUCUUUGAACUGAUUAAAUGGAUGGGCAUUUUGGAAUACUAAUGUUUCUGCUGCUGUUGUGAUUUAUGCCAGAAAUGGUAUAUAUAAAUAGGGCUGUAUUCCCAAAGCAAGGUAUUAGUUAGCAAAGCUACCAUAUACGCAGUAAAUACAUCAUUACUAAAUGGACACCCCAAGCACCAUCAUCAUCAGUACAACUUCUUGAGGCAGGCUAUUCUUAUUAAAUGGUUUUCAAGAGAUUAGACAAAACCAGAUGCUUUCUAGGCACUCUAAGUAGAUUCAACUUGAAGCAUUAUAACAACAUUUUCACUUCCUCAUUUUAUGUGCAGGUAUUUGUAUGGCAUGAAUUUGUUGUACAUUUUGAGCAUAGUAGGUUUGGAUGCUUAAAUAUUUUUACUGUGUCAGCUUGACUGCACUAAAAAGGAUUACUUUCUGCCUUCAUUGUUCAGUGACAGUUCUGGGAAUUUGUGAAUUGAAUAGUAUGUGAGUGUAAUUUUUUGAAAACAUAUAUGUUCUUUGUUCAGUCUGAAAGGCAUGACCUCCCUCACUUCGGAUAUUAUAAAGAGCCUGAGCUCUGUUCGUAAUCCCUAACAUAUGUGUUUCUGUCCCAUCUCUCCAUCUUUCAUUUCAUUAAAGAGGUACAAACACUCAUAGGAAAUGCUUUUACUGGUUUUCGUUUUGUGGUCUUUAUAUGUAUAAGCAAUGUUGGGAGUUUCUCCUUGCCAUUUUGAUAGAUGACCAUGAUUUACCAUUCACAGAAUUAAACUGCACAUAACAGGGUAAUCGAUUUUAAAAUUACAACAGUGAUAAACCCUGGCAACGUAGAAAUAGCACAACUAACAUGUGCUAUUUUUUCUCUUUUGUGUAUCUUUUUUUUGUUUUCACGACUGUACAUCUUUAAACCAGUUUUGAAAAGGACCAGACAUUAUACCUUUUUCUUGAUGUAUGUUUAUUUGUUUUAAUAUAUUCUGUCUUUUAAAAUCCACAGAGGCUCAUAGUAUGUCUGGAAGAAUCCCUCUAUAUACACAACAUAAGAGACAUGAAAGUUCUUCACACAAUCAGAGAAACACCCCCUAACCCUUCUGGUAGGUUCUUUGCAAAAAACUAAUAUUUUUUAAACUGUUUUAAUUAAAAUAUUUCCAGUAAACUGAUUUGCAUAUUAUAUGUAAUAAAUAGUCUAUAUUUUCUUACAAGUAAUGUUUGAAAGAAAGUAUUUGUUAUUCAUGUCAUCUGUGAACUUAGCAACUUUUUAAGGAUAUGCCUCGGAUGGCCACCUCGUCAAUGCAAUCAGCCUUACAGAUCUUGCUUGCUAAGGGUUUUAAAGAUAAGACAUAAAGCUGGGGGGAACAUGGUGAUAGACAUCCCAUUGACAAGACCCAGGCCAUUACAGCUGUAAUAAAACCGGUCAGUAACUGAGACCGUCUGCUUCCUAGUUUGUUUGCUAGAUAUAAGGCAAGUUGUAUGUUGACAGAGUAGUAUUUUGCUUUGGGUACUUGUCACGUGCGUGGGCUAUAGGCCCAGCCGAGACAGUGGGGAGAGUGUGGAAGUGACAGGGUUAAUGACACCAGACCCCUGGUUACCUGUUGCUAGUCCCAGCAACCACUCAAUUAACCCCUGCAAUCCCUUCUACACUAACCCCCUUAGGUUACCCCACACACAGGAGAAUUAUAGUAUUACAGUUCUACUUUUACUGAUAAAACAUAUAUAGUUAACCCUUUUUGGUAACGUGUUUACCUGAGCUUUCCUCUGGAGAGUGAAGCUCAUAGAGAACAGCGACACAAGCUGAUUAAGUAAACAUUUAAUCUGACAAAAAGGAUUCACAGUGCUGAGUACAAAAUACAGAAAUAAAUGACAUACAGAUAACAAAUUGCAAAACAGUACAUAAAAUAAAAUAGGAGAAAACACAAGAAAUUCCUUACAUGUAGUUACCCCAUAUAAAAUUCUUGUGGGACUCUUAGAUGGUAUAGGUCUCCUAGAAGUUGCUGACAAAAGAAAAAUGAAUAACUGAACUCCCUGGAUAGUCCAACGCCAUCAUAUAUCUAAACUAGUUGUUUCUCAGUGGGCAGACCCCUGGGGGGGGGAUCAGAGGGGGUUGGUCUGGCAGUCUAUUGCCCACUCUAUGAAAUUCCUUGUGUCCAGCUCUGGUGAUGGCUAUCUAGAUGUUUUAUGGUCUAGGCCUGGUGCAAGAUCAAAGACCACAAUAAAUGUCAUCCCAAGGUUUACAAAAAAACAACUCUUAACAUAUAUAAACACACAUCAAACACCAACUCAUGCUUUUGGCAUGACAGUACGCCUUUGUACUCCUUUCUCUCUGUCUAUAGCUUUAAUUGCUUACCUGAUUUGUUUAAUAUUCGCCAGAAGGUUUUGUCGGCUGGGCUCUAUGCAAAUCUGCUAAAGUUUGUAGUUCAGUUGUCAAGCCAUUUAAAGACUGGCUUUUCUGUUUCUGGAUAUGUGUUGCAUAUGCCAUGGAAUUGUCCCUGACUAUCUCCUUGUGUGCUAACCAGAAGAUCUCAGAUGAAAUUAAAGGGACACUCCAUGCACCCAGACCACUUCUGCCUAUUGGAGUGAUCUGGGUGCCAACUCCUACCACCCUUAACCCUGCAAGUGUAAUUAUUGCAGUUUUUAUAAACUGCAAUAAUUACCUUGCAGGGUUAAGUCCUCCUCUAGUGGCUGUUUAUCAGACAGCCACUAGAGGGACUUCCGGCCUCUUAGACAACUUUUGGUCAUCUAAACGACACUAGACGUCCUCACACUAUGCAUGAGGACCUCCAGCAUUGCCAAAAAUGGAAUAAUGUUUUUCUAUGGGGAGGUCUAAUGGAUGCGUGGCUGACGUCAAUGGGGGAGGACCAGGGCAGAGCCUGACCCAGCGCCGUGGGACACCGGCGCUGGAAUCAGGGAAGUCACUAAAGGGGUUUUAACCCAUUCAGCGACAUGGGAGGGAGAGGGUCCUGCAGUGCCAGGAAAACUGUUCUGUUUUCCUGGCACUGGAGAGUCCCUUUAAUGUUUGAAGUUUUAUUUUCCCUGAACGAAGUCUGCAAGGUUGACUCAAAAAACUGUUUAGUGUUAGCAGAUUUCAGUGGGAAGGUGAAUGAAUAAACUGAACAGUCACAGACUAUGCUCAGAACAUGUUAUUGUAUAAUUGGACAAAGGAGAGGUCUUCCUUCUGUUUUGCAAGCAGGUCCCAUGCUUGUAAGUGUUUCCUCCCAUCCACAGGAGAGGUAAUCAUUUUGGUGGACUCGUGCUCAAUGAGAAACUUGUCGGAGUAAUUCCAUCUUUAGGUGAUCCAAUGGUCACUGCCCAAAGAUAUUGUUUCCAUUACAUUGUAAAGGAUGAUACAUCUAGAUAAAGCUGGAUGUUAACAUAUUUCUUUUGUGGCAUUUUGUCUCUACCUGCAAGAUUUUGAUUAGUGGGAUCCUUGCAUUGUUGUCUUUCAUAGCACUAGCCACGAUAAAGCACCCCUAGCAAGCCGAUGGAUUCAGUCUAUAACAAUUUCCGUCAUUUUGAAAUCCAGUAAGAGAGCUUGGAUAAAGUCUUUAAGAUACGCCUUCAGCUAGCAUGGCGGAACAUUGUCUGGUAUUCCCUAGAUUCUGAUAUUAUUGCACUUUGAUUUAUCAUAAAGGUCGGCUAAUAUCUGUUCUAAGAAAUUGACUGCUUUAGUGAGUGCUUCAUAUUAUCCACAAGAGAGUCACGGGAGUCCACAAUUUAAUCUAUUUUACUCUCCAGUUUGUUUAUUCUUCCAAUUCAUUGAUGUUGUUUGCAAGUUCUGAGGUAAAAUUGGAGACAUGCCUGGAUGUGUUUUCUGAGAUAAUGUAGUGUAGGUCUCCUCCUCUUGAAGGUAAAAUCCUCUGAAUUUAAGAAAGCUGAGGCAAGCUGUUCUUUUGGCCAUGGCGGCAAGGAAACCAGCAAGGUCUCAACUGAGGGAGAAGCUCUCCAUUGGUCUUGAAACCGAUAUGGAUUCAGCUUUGCUUGUGUCUUUUUCAGUUUUGCAUCAAUUAUGGUGAUAGAAGCAAAGUGGUUUUCACUCUGAAUGGCUGCUUUGAGCUCAGAGAGAGCUCAGAGCUAAAGUGGCCAUCCUGGUCACAGCCAAAUUACACCCCAUCCAGAUAACUAUUUUUAAUUUUUGGUAGCUUUAAUGUUUGGUUGUCUCCGUAGCAUAAAUAAGUAAGACUUGGUAGACUGCUAAAAUAUUGGAUGUUAAGCCCCCCAUAUAUAUUUAUAGUUUCUGUGAUGUUCAGCAUUCAUAGACUCUUACAAUAAUUACAGUUUGUGUUUUUGUGUUCUUUCAGUAAAUGCAUUAUCCGUUCAUGCUCUUCUUCAUACAAAUAAAAAAUGACAGAUCUAAUUAUUUUAGUAUUUCAGAUGAUGCGACCAAGUUUUUUUAGAACAAUCUUUCUCAUGUGCAGUUGGCAUUUAAUCCCUUCCUGUUCCUUGACAGAAUGUCAUCAAACCCUAAAAAGUGCAGUGUGAAGCCCCUUUUUUUGUGCUCACCAGGCAAAUGCUGUUGCUGAGUCCCUAGUUACCUCAGGCAUACUAGCAAGAUGUGAUCACUACAUCAACCAAUAACUGUGAUUGCAGUGCUUUUAUCUUCUCUGAACCUUUUCUGAGGGAUUCAUUGUGUUCUGUGUUAUUGACGCAGCCUUUUGUUAAAAAAGAAUUAAAUAUAAAUAUACCUGUUCUGUUUUUUUGAUCACUGUACACUUUUGAUCACAGUAGUUUGGUACUGUUCUGUGCUUUAUUUAUGUUUUACCUUUAGGGGUUAAGUUGCUUCAUGUAUAUACUAAUUUCUACAUAGGUUUGAGUGAUGGACAGAAAAACUAUUUGUUUAUAUCGGUUUAAAAAAUAUAUAAAAGAAAAAAGGUUUGAUCACUGCUGUAAGACAUCAGGGGCACAAUUUAUAAUAGCACACAUCUGGGUUCUGAAAUACAUUAGAAUGUGUGUUUGCAAGAGAGAAUGUAUUGAAGGUCUGUAUACAGUAAGCAAACAAAACCCUUUGCUAAACUAGAACUAACAAAACAUGUUUGAAAUAUGUUUAUAGAACACUAUAAAAAUGCCUUCUGCAGGGCUUAAUACAGGGGUAGGCAAUCUAUGUGCCUUUGCACGGUACUCAAGGCUGCUAGACCCAAACAGGGUCUUCAGAUACCUGUAAUACGAAAAGGUGGUGAAGGGCAAUCCUCAAUUUAUGCAUUGCAGCACAUAGAGGGGAUGUCAGAUCACUUCCUCCUAGCACUUGUGAAUGGGAAUCCACACUGUAGUAGAACAGCCUGCAGCUGCUUUUGCAGCUCCUGUCCUUGAGCUGUACCUGGCCAGACUGGUCCCCACUGGAACCUAGGGAAGCCACUCACACUGCUAGAUUUAUACAUAGCUGCAGAAUAACUCUCCCCUCAUACAAAUAAUACGAACAGUCCAUACACAAAUACAACACAGAAUCUGCACAAACUCAAGACCACUGACCAUAAACAUACAUAGACACAACCCCAAAUGCAGCCUCUCACAUGCAAUACCCAAAACAGACCCACAUAUACACACUGCCAAAUAAAGAAUGUGACAUAUCCAUCCACACAAACAAGUCCUCAAGCAACCCCCAUACACAGCCCUCAUUCAUAGAUACACAAUACCACAACUACUCAUGAACAUAUACAAUAUAAUAGCUCAUAUAUGCAGAAAUACGAUACAAAGCAACUGCAGUAUAAAUAACACAAGCAGAAUAGGGCAGCAUGCAUACCUCCAUAUAAAAAAAAUAGGAGCAGCACGCUACGGGACAUCAUAAUCUUUUUUUUUUCAGCACCGUGCUGCUAGAAGAUUGCCUGCCCCUAGCCUAAUACAUCAGAAAAAUAGCUUGUCAGUGUAAAUUCUAAGAUAUCUAGCUAGAUGUUUGUCUUUGUGGAUUUCUGUAUAUAUUCCAUAUUUUUCUGAAAAUAAGAUGCAUUGUAGUACAAGACGAACCAUAUAUUUUAAGGAGAAAUAUAUAUACCAUUUUAGCAUUUUACUGCAUCCACACAAAUAACUUUUACAAAAUGCACCGCCAAAUGUGCAGAAUACAGGACAGAAAAUUGGCACUUCAAUUGGAAGAAACACAAGAAGAAAUGUCAUUGACUUGGCUAUAAGUAAUAAAAUGCAAUGUGUGAUUCAUUUGGGUAUCUACUUUUGAAAACGCAAGAUCUUUACUGGGUUAUUUGAAUUGAUGAGCUUCUAAAAUGAGCCCCCUAAACUUGGACUAAAACCCAGAAAAUUAACCAUUUAAAAUUUAAAUAGGCAGGUCCUGUUUUGGCACUGUAUGGUCACAAAAUCCAGGCAAAAGUAUACUCUCAGUUAGUUAUAUAGUCUGUAGUAGCACUUAGAUUUGUAUAUGCCAUGUGCCAAGCAUCAGGUUUACAAAAGAAAAGGCUAUCCCAACCGUUUUGGUUUUUUUGGAGUAACCCCUUGCAUUUAGUGCCCACCUUUCUUUUUUUUUUUUUUUUUAAAAAGCAUUGCACUGGCCAAAAACACACACACACACACACAAUAUUCGCUUUUGUCAUUGGUGGGUAUAUCUACAAAACCAACUUGCAAAUAUGCUGUCUGCGGCCUUUGCAGGCACUCUCCCUUUUCUCCAGAUUAGGCUUGCAUGCUGUGCAGUUCAAAUGACCAAUCGGAGACCUCUCAGUCCAGGGCCAAUGCCAAGUUCUUCCUGCAGACUGAUGCACCUUUAUUCACAUUAUCCUUUUCAUUUUGUGUUUCAAUGAAUGCUCCUCAUAUAAAAGUAUUAUUGGACCUGAGGUGCAUGCACUGCAAUUGCGCUUAUUCUAUGCCGGCAGAAUGGAGGGAAGUAGACAGAGAUUAAGGUAAAGCGGGGAGGACUGUACCAUUACUGGGAAAUCUGUACACCCGUCUUCCGCAUACUAUGCGUGCUAACAACAGAAGUAUUUUAUGGACAAAGUUUACUUUACCCAGCCCAGAAAUCUCAAUCUGGGCUGGCCAAUGAUGCUACCUGAAGUGGAGAUACAUCUCUGGAAGUAAGAGAAAACAAAUCUCUACAAUCUUAAGCAUAGCAUUAAUAUAUAAAUCGCUUGCUUACACAAUUGUUCACAAGCAGAUUUGUACUCCCAGAACCACACACACAGAUCUGCACUGACAGACACACAAAUAUUAUACUCCAACACACAGAUAAUCACCAAGUGCUAAACAAGCUAAAACUGGAUUUGACACGAAGGGGUAAUAUUGCUUAUGUUGCAAUUUCAGUAACUAUAAUUAAAACAAAUUACGAAAGACGUAAAGUUUUGUUAGACCAGUGUUCCUUGAUCGUUGCUCUGAUUCUGACUCCACCUUAUCUCCCUUCUGACUGUCUUUUGCUACGUAUUGACUGUAUGCAUACAAUAAGCAAACACAACCCUAAACUGUUUUGUAAAAUAGACUCUCGCUACCAUUUUACAUUCCACACUGUGUUUCAAAGACCACAGUACAGGAUCUUUUUUUUAAUUUAUUUUAUCCUCUACCUGGUCUGAGAAGAAGCUGCUCCCAGACCAGAUAUAGAUUAUAGAAAAUCCUCUACUGGGGUACGUGCGGCAACGCUACAGAGUGUGAAGAACACCCUCCCUCCUUUCUGCUGGGUGACACUCAGAAUAUGGGGUGCAGGCAGGUUUUUUUUUAUUUAGAGGUAAAUAACUGCAUCCUAUAUUCAGGAAAAUACAGCAUCUAAACAGUUAACCUGCAACCAUAGUACAGUAUGCAGUAAAUUGUUUUAGCAAUCUUUAAAAGAUAAUCUAUUGUUUUUUUUCUGUUUCAAGGUCUUUGUGCUCUUUCAAUUAAUGGUGAUAAUUGCUACCUUGCAUAUCCCGGAAGUACAUCUAUUGGAGAAGUCCAAGUCUUUGAUACUGUUAAUCUGGUAAGUCCUGUAUUCUGAACACGAUACAAAGGAUAAUUCAACAUAUAAUGACUAAUGAAUAAUGAGUCGAAUGUGAAAAAUGUAUGCACAGAAGUAUAGCUAUGUUAGAGAGCUGAACAGCAAAAACUGAAUAAAUUUGUCCAUUAUAACUACUUGAAUAAGGUCCUUGAUCCUGGUAUUAGUGAUUAUCCUGUGACAUUACAUACGCUUAUAUACGUAGUGUGGUGAUUUGUGGGAGCAGGUUUCAAGUUAAAAGUAUACUGUAAAAUACAAAUAAAAAUGUCUCAAACCUCUAUGCAGCAUAUUUGCUCACUGGUAGAUGUUACAGCUUAAUAAUGGGUCUGAAAUGGCUUGCACAGUAUGUGAAAUGUGCAAAUGUAAAGAAUGUCAUUUUUCAUUACUUCAUAAAGAAAUAAUGAAAUGCUAGUGUUGACUGUUCGUGAUAUGAUAAGCUAGUGCAGCGGCUACUUUGUUUCAUGGACAAGAUGCGAUCUGUGGAGGUGCAGUGUUGUACUCUCAUACAUAUGUGAAAGUACAGCACUGAAGAGGCUAACUAGAGAUGAAGAUGGUGGUGGCUGUGAAGGGCAGCUUCAAGUAAAACCUACUUUUUGAUUAAACCCCAUGGUCCGUGUAUUCUAAUUACAGAAUAUGCAAAGGCCCCAGCAGUGUUAAUUUUGGCGGCAAAUUUCAAGUUAGUUUUAGUCCUAGUCUUUUAACGAAAAAGCCAUUUUAGUUUUCAUUGUAUUUUAGUCGACUGAAUUGUUUUAGUCUAGUUUUAGUCGACUAAAUCUCAAGUAGAUUUUAGUCAAUACGACUAAAAUCUAAUCGAUUUAAAAUCUAAAGGUCUCUUUUGCCCCUUCCCCAGUCCCUCUGUGUCUCUUUGUGUCCUCCCAGCCUCUUUAGGUGUCUCUCUCUCUCUUCCCAAGCCCUGGUCUGUCUCUUUUGCCCCUUCCACAGCCCCUCUGCAGUAUUAAUUUUGGCGGACUAUGACUAAAACUAAAUUUCAAUUUAGUAUAUAGUCUUUUGACUAAAAUGCCAUUUUAGUUCUAGUCGUAUUUUAAUCAUCUGAAUUGUUUUAGUAUAGUUUUAGUCUACUAAAUCUCAAAUAUUUUAGUCGACUAUAAUUGUUAAUCGACAAAAUUAACACUGGACCCCAGAAAUUGACAAUUCUGCUUUAAUCUAUACAUUUUAGAUCUGUAUAUUUAGCUGUCUAAAUCUGCAUAUCUAUAUAUCUUUGUGAUAUGUCUAGUGCAGGUUUUUCAAACUCCAUUUACCUGAGGGCUAUUGGCCAGAGAUCUUCUCACAUGGGGGUCCGUAAACCUUGAUACCUGAUGCUCACCAACAGAUGCAUACUGACGUAUCUGCACUGAUAGACACAAUUACACACUCAAAGACCAAUAAUCUCUCCCAAACACACUGAUACACACGCAGGCACUCCAGAAAAACGCCAGGAGCGCCCCCUACACCUGGGAGAUUAGGUGCCUCUAGUUUGAGACCUCCGCUUCAAAGUCUACUUUUAUCUGUUUAAAGUAUAUUUGUAGUUUUUCCUUCAUAUAGUUCUUCUCGUCCACAAUUUUUCAGAGAGCUGCUAAUAUGAUCCCUGCUCAUGACAGUCCUCUUGCAGCAUUGGCUUUUGAUGCAAGUGGAACCAAGCUGGCUACAGCAUCAGAAAAGGUAAAGGACGGUGAUUUAUGUUUGUUGUCAAGUGCAAGCUUAUUAAUGCUAGGAUAUUGUAAUUAUCAUGACAGGAACAUCCUCUGCAUAGCAGCAAAUUGUUAAAUAUCAUCUAGUUAUCUCACAAGCCCUCUCCUUCUUUCCCAGAGGUCAUUAUAUUGUUAUAAAGCAAGCAUGUCAAACUUGCGGCACACAAUGAAUAUAUUUGCAGCCCACUAGCCAUGGGGCUGCUUUGUGCUGUGGCUGCGACCAGCCACAAGACAGAUGCCCUGCCACGGCCAAUUGCGUGCUUUGGCUGCACAGUACUACAGUGCACAGAUUGGCAGGCUGUCUGCAGAGCAGGCCAGCCACUCCCCACUUUCCUCCUGCUGGCACUGCUAGAGGAGCGCCUGGCCUGCUUGAGCAGACAAGAGCUGGACCUGGAGGACAGACAGCUCAUCUUAAGUUAGGGGAAGAGGUGCUUGGGGAACCUUCCUGUGUACAGUGUAUUAAAUUGCUGUUGGUAGGGGGCUUUACAUUAUUUUGGAGGAGGGAGGGGGGUAGUGUAUUAAAGUGGCGGGAGGGAAAGGGGCAGUGUAUUAGAGUGGGGGGCGUGGGAGGCUGUGUAGGAGACUUGGGGGGGGCAGUACAUUAGAUUGGGGCGGCAGUGUUUUAGAUGGGGCAGUGUAAAAGCGUGUAGGGAGGGGCCAGUGUAUUGGAUCUGGGGGCAGUGUAUUGGAUCUGGGGCCAGUGAAUUGGAUCUGGGGGCAGUGUAUUGGAUCUGGGAGCAGUGUAUUGGAUCUGGGAGCAGUGUAUUGGAUCUGGGGGCAGUGUAUUGGAUCUGGGGGCAGUGUAUUGGAUCUGGGGGCAGUGUAUUGGAUCUGGGGGCAGUGUAUUAGAAUGGGGGAGACGGGGCAGUGUAUUAGAUUGGGUCUGCAUGGAGAUGCUGAGCGCACACUUGCACAAUAGCUUCCUGAUGCUUUCCUACGGUAAAGCAUUGGAUUGACUGAGAUUAUCGGACUUAAAAAUCAACAAGAUAAUGUAACUUUUUUUUUUACAGCUGUGCAACAGCAUACAUUCACAAUUUCAGUCCCAUUACCAAACUUUUCUCAAUAUGUCAAGGUAGUUGGACUGAAACAUUGGUUCUAUGCAAAUGCACGUCUCCUUAAAAUAAGCAUACCUUGAAGCCCUACGAGCGUGAGGACGUCCAGUGUCAGUGAGGUGACUUUUUUUUUUUUUUAUACUUUACUUUUCUAACAUUGUCUUAAGUGGAGAGUGAAAAGUGGAGUUUGUUUUUUUUGCGGCCCACAUAAACGUAAACCUUUUAUUUACCUUUUAUUUGACCCUUGUUAGCCUUUGAGUUUGACAUGCUUGUUUGUAGAACACAGGAGAUAAUUGAAGAGAAGGAAUUUCCUGGAGUUUUGUCCAUGCAAAUGUUUGUAUGAGGAUGUCAGAUGAGAAUCCAUGAACCACCUUUUAUUAAAUAACUUAAAAUGUAUAGGGUCAAGCGAGCUUCCUGUUCUUACAAAAGAACUACUACUGUUUUUUUCUUUGACAGGGUACAGUGAUUCGUGUGUUUUCCAUUCCAGAAGGACAGAAAAUAUUUGAGUUUCGAAGGGGUGUGAAAAGGCGUGUACAAACAGUAUUUUAUUUAUUUUUGCCUAAAUAUAGAUUUUAAAUCCUAUUAAUUUUUGCAUGUAUGUUAAUUUUUAUAUCACUUUUAGGUGCGUGAAUAUUUGUUCUUUGGCAUUUAGCUUGGAUGGCUUAUUUCUCUCUGCAUCCAGUAACACAGAAACUGUGCACAUUUUUAAGUUGGAGACUGUAAAAGAAAAGUAAGUGUUGUCGUUUUUUUAAAUUUUAUUUACACAAAUAUUCGAUAAUAAAAGUGAGAAAGACAUACAUUAUACAAAUAAGACAAACCGUGUGUAAAAAAAACAAAAAAAACAACAAAUAUAUAAAAGGUGAAAGUAAUAAAGGAAAACUGAAAAAGUUGCUAUUAAAAUGUCAAGUUUUGAUAUAUUGACAAUAGCUAAACACUAGCACUCAAAGGAGUGAGCACAGGAUGUCAUAAUGGUUAACUGUGUUCAAAUGCCCACCUUCAUGCCUCAAGCUCCUGGAACAUAUACCCUAGCACCCGGGCACUGAGAGUAAUACAGUAGGGAUGUCAUGAUUAGAAUAAAGAUUUAUUUGUAACAGUGUAGAUUUGAUGGGUCAUCCUUUUGCUGUAGAUGAGAUAAAUUGUGCUGCAUUUAUUUAUUUUGCCAUACUUUGUUUUAUUGUUUCAGGCCUCCAGAGGAACCCACUACUUGGACUGGGUAUUUUGGAAAAGUGAUCAUGGCAUCCACAAGUUAUCUGCCAUCACAGGUUACUGAAAUGUUCAACCAGGGCAGGGCUUUUGCAACAGUUAGAUUACCAUUCUGUGGACACAAAAACAUCUGUGCACUAGCUAUGUAAGUGAUUUGUUUGACUAAAACAAUCUGUAAAUUGUGUUUCCAGAUUUAUAGAUCUGGAGAUAAAAAAAACUUCACAAGUGCAUCCCACAAUGCAAUGAGUGCUUGUAAUAUUCUAUUGUAAAUUCACAGGAUGUCAUGCCCAAGUUUUCCCCAGGAAAGUAAUAAUACACGUCUGUCAGGAAACCAGCUAUAUGCAGGGCCGGACUGAAGAUACAAAGCAGCCCUUGAAAAAAAAAAAAAAACGAUGCCAGUCCCAUAAGUCAUUGUGCUAUGUAGUGUGUGCAUGUACAUAUAUGUAUAUGUGUGUACAUAUAUGUAUAUAUGUAUAUAUAAUCACAUUGAUAUACAUAAGCUCAUUGACAUAGAAACACAAGUUUACUGAUGCACACAAAUAAGCUCACUGACAGACCAUCUCAAUGGCACACACUGAUAAGCUUACUGGUACACACACACACACACAAAUUUAGUACAGACAAACUCACACGCUCACUACAGAAGAGCUCACCAACACACAGAUUCACUACAGAUAAGCUCACUGACACACAAAUGCUAAUUAGAGACAAGCUCACUGACACACACAUUCUCAUUACACACAAGCCCAUGGUCACAAACAUGCUUACUACAGACAAGCUCACUGCACGCACCAGACAAUCUGCCUGACGCACUCAUGCACCCUACAGACAAGCUCACUGACACACAUACAAGCUCACUCACGAACAGGUACACACACACACACACACUUACUCACUAGCAGACGCACACACAGAGUAGCUCCCUCACUAACAGACGCGCACACAGAGAGGCUCCCUCACUAGCAGGCGCGCACACAGAGAGGCUCCCUCACUAGCAGGCGCGCACACAGAGAGGCUCCCUCACUAGCAGGCGCGCACACAGAGAGCUCCCUCACUAGCAGGCGCGCACACAGAGAGGCUCCCUCACUAGCAGGCGCGCACACAGAGAGGCUCCCUCACUAGCAGGCGCGCACACAGAGAGGCUCCCUCACUAGCAGGCGCGCACACAGAGAGGCUCCCUCACUAGCAGGCGCGCGCACACAGAGGCUCCUUCACUAGCAGGCGCGCGCGCACAGAGAGGCUCCCUCACUAGCAGGCAGGUGCACACACACAAGCUCCCUCACUAGCAGGCAGGCGCACACACACACACACACACACGCGCGCGCGCGCUCCCUCACUAGCAGGCAGGCGCACACACACACACUCCCUCACUCAGCAGGUAUGCACACACGCGCCUCCCCUACUAGCAGGCAGGCUUACACACACACACUCCCUCACUAGCAGGCAGGCUAUACACACACACACACUCCUCACUAGCAGGCAGAAGACAUACACACACACACUCCCUCACUAGCAGGCAUGCCAAAACACACACACACACACACUCCCUCACUAGCAGGCAGGGCAGGCUGCCACACACACACACUCCCUACUCAGUGUGUGUUGGCAGGUACACACACACACACACACACCUCACUAGCAGGCAGGCACACACACACACACACACACUCCCUCACUAGGUGUGCAGGCUGCUGCACACACACACACACACACACACUCCCACAGCAGGCAGGCUACACACACACACACACUCCUCACUCAAGCAGGCGCCAAGACACAGAGAGGCUCUCACAGCAGGUGCCAAGGUGCCUCUACCAGUGUGCUACGAGGAGGCUCCCCAGGCAUGCUGGGCUGCACACAGAGGCUCCUUCACUAGCAGGCGCGCGCGCACAGAGAGGCUCCCUCACUAGCAAGCAGGCGCACACACACAAGCUCCCUCACUAGCAGGCAGGCGCACACACACACACACACGCGCGCGCUCCCUCACUAGCAGGCAGGUGCGCACACACACACUCCCUCACUAGCAGGCAGGCGCGCACACACACACACACUCCCUCACUAGCAGGCAGGCACACACACUCCCUCACUAGCAGGCGGGGGCACACACACACUCCCUCACUAGCAGGCAGGGGCACACACACACACUCACUCACUAGCAGGUAGGGGCACACACACACUCCCUCCACUAGCAGGCAGGUGCACACACACAAACUCCUUCACUAGCAGGCAGGCGCACACACACACACACACACACACACAAACACCCUCACUAGCAGGCAGGCGCGCACACACAAACUCCCUCACUACCUUGCAGGCGCACACACCACACACGCAAACUCCCUCACUAGCAGGCACACACACAAAGCUUACCUGGCACUUGUAGGUGAAGGUGUCAUUGUCUGGCCUCUUCAUUCCAGCUAGGUCAGCAGCUUCCGUGUGGGGGGAGGGCUUGUGUUCAGGAGGUGGGCUUAAAGGCGGGGCAUGCGGCCUGAAUUGCUGUAAAUUUUGAAGGAUGACUGACAGGUUUCCCUCUGGCUGACAGCCCCCUAAUUGCGGCCGCACCAGCCCCUACCUCCUCCCUCUUUACUCCCCCCAGACUGAUACAGGCUGUCUUAGUCCCAGGGGAAAAUCAUUUAAAAUUUAAAUGAAAGACUAAUUUAGGGCUGUCUGAUCAGUCCCAGCCCCCAGGUGCCGCGGCCCACCAGGAAAUUUCCCGCUAUCCCGUUGGGGCCAGUCCAGCCCUGGCUAGAUGUAUACAUUAAAAUCUUAAUGAUCUUAAUUGAUCUCUGUAUCUUCUUGGCUUGUGUAAUGUGUGGACAUAAUUGUCUGCUCUUUAAAUGCUUUUUUUUUUUUCCCAUGUGCAAAACUUAUAUUUAGUUCUUUACUUUUACAUAAUUGAAGAGGGACCAACAUCUUAUGCUUUGUAUGCUCAUAUAUUUUCUUUACAUAAAUCUGUUUGGAAAUAAUGCCUUCAACAUAUUAACUAACGUUGGUAAGGUUAGCUAUCAGGUCAUCAGGUGGUAAUUAGAGGUUUAUUUUUUUUCCUGGCUUUCUUUGAAUUCGAAAGUAGGCAAAAUAGACCGCCCCAGACACAAUGUAUAAAACAAAGUGUCUAAGAGUCCAUAUGCCCACAAUGUAACCACAGAUGAAAUACAAAUCAAUAAAUUAAUACAGAAAAUACCUUUUCUCGGUGUGGGCCUCUCUAAGAGUGAGAGUGUUUUGAAUAUUGUGGACUUUCUACGAUCCCUGUUGGGGGUUUGCUUUCCUACACCACGGGCUUUUUUGCAACGGUUAACUCCCCCGGGGGGGGGGGGUCUGCUGUCCGCAACUAUUCAUCGCUUUAUUGAUUUCAUCACACCCUCUCAAGGCUUGUAUCAUUAUUUUUUACUUGUACCUCAGUGGGGGCCCACACCGAGAAAAGGUAUUUUCUGUAUUAAUUUAUUGAUUUGUAUUUCAUCUGUGGUUACAUUGUGGGCACAUGGACUCUUAGACACUUUGUUUUAUACAUUGUGUCUGGGGCGCUCUAUUUUGCCUACUUUUGUGUCCAUAUUUGUAUGGUUAUAUUUGCCUUUUCUAGGAUCUCUUUCUGUCAUACAGCAUUAGGUUAGGGUGGUCAUGAUUUUAUUUUUUAUUUAUUUUUACAUAUAAGUUUUAUUUUAUAUUAAUAAAGUAAAUGUAUAUUUGCAUCUCAUAGAUACUCUUUAUUUUUAUUUUUAUUACAUUGACGAGCGCACAUACUUUUUUGAUCUUUGAGCUUACACUCAGUUUUAGUCACUUGUGGAUGUAUGUAGCUGCUCAUAUUUUUAUUUUAUGUUAUACAUUACACCUUUUUCCUCAGUUUUUUAUAUUGUCUUCUUUGAAUUCCAUCACAAUACUUGUUGAGAAGAACAUGUCAUCAGCCAAUCAGAAUGUGUGAAUGUUUAAUAAUUCUAUUGUUCCUGCUGUGAAGGAAAGAGGAGAGAGCUCUUUGAACAGUUAUGAUGAUGUAUUGUAACUAGGCCCAAUAAUGGCUAACUUUUAAUAUAAACAAUGUUUCUUUGUGCACUACUCAAGCUUUAGUCAGUGUAAAAUGUUAUAUGAUGAUGUAAACAUAGUUUCUGAAGACUGUCAUAUUAAUAAAAGUUACUAUUUUUCUCAUUCAAGGAUCCAAAAGAUCCCCCGCUUACUUGUUGCAGCAGCUGAUGGCUACCUUUACAUCUACAAUGUGGACCCACAAGAAGGUGGAGAAUGCACCUUAAUGAAGCAGCAUAAGUAAGACAUAUAGGCAAGGCUUAGAAUGUGCUAUAGUUUAUCUGAUUUUUUUUAAAUUUAUUUUUUACACUGGAUUUAAAGUGACACUAUAGGCACCCAGACCACUUCAUCUCUUUAAAGUGGUCUGGAUGAAGUGCCCCUGUCCCCUUCAGAGAAACUGUAAUAUUUACAUUGCAAUGUCAAGGCACUUCCUGCAUUUUCAUGUUGUUUAACUCCAUUUAAAGCGGUACUGUCAUGCCGAACUUACCUUUCUUUAAUCGAUUCCUCUUCUCUUCCUCUGUCAGGAUCUGUUCUUUAUUUCUUCCUGUCUGCUCUAGUUUUCUUUAAAACAUAAGACAAAGUAGGGACUACUUUGUCUUAUGGAGGUUUCCUACACUUGACCAGCGGAGGAAGGAGCAAAGUGUGCUUCGUUUCCGGUGAUCAAAGCAAUUUUUCUACAAUUCUCACCUUUGAUCCGUGAUCUCACGAUGCUUCUUGUCAGUAUUCCCGAACGUCCUGUCACUUAGACAGAACGCCAGCGAAACUACCAAAUUUCGUCUUAACAGAAUGAGAAUAGUUUCUCCAUUUGUGUUAGGACGCAAUUCGGACUAUUCUAAUGAAUGAAACUCUGAUCCUAGUCGUGCAUCUUGCAGCCGCUUAGUAGAUAACUCCCUAAUUCCCACGGUAUCAGUGUGUUAUCUACCAAAAGGCUGAAAGACCUCAAUUGGCCUUUCAGACAAAUUUACUAAUACUAAGUAAAGAUUACUUAGUGUUAGUAAAUUCUGCCCCUACUCGCUAUGCCUCAAGUAGGGGCAUGUCUACUAAACAGUGAGCAGCUUUAGACCAAUUUAGGUCUUUCAGCCUUUUAGUAGAUAGCUCCCUGAUACCGUGUAUCGGAGUUUCAUUCGUUAGAAUAAAAUUCUGAUCUGGACAAAGUCCUGAAUUGCAUCCUAACACGAAUGGAGAAACUGUUCUCAUUCUGUUUAAGUUCGGGAAUGCUGACAGGAAGCAUCGCGAGAUCAUGGAUCAAACGUGAGAAUUGUGGGGAAAUUGCUUUGGUCUCCAGAAACGAAGCACACUUUGCUUCUCCGCUGGUCAAGCGUAGGAAACCUCCAUAAGACAAAUAGUCCCUACUUUGUCUUAUGUUUUAAAGAAAACUAGAGCGGACAGAAAGAAAUGAACAGAUCCUGACAGAGGGAGAGAAGAGGAAUUGAUUUAAAGAAAAGUAAAUUCGGUAUGACAGUGCUGCUUUAAAAAUGUCAUAAACAUUUACAUGCAGAUGUGUCCAGCGUCUUCAAAAUCUCCAUAGGAAAGCAUUUAUCACGGCUUUCCUACAGGAAGUCUAAAGUGUAUGGGGAGCUCACUGUGCAUGUGCAUUAGGUUUCCACAUUGGUGUGAUGUCACUGGAGGAGUAGUUCCAACCCACCACUUGGACCUGGUGCACUAGAAAAUGGUGCAUUUAAAAGAAGAAAAUAAAAAUAUAUUUUUAUUUUCUAGCAUUAGGAAUACAGUUUGGUAUUCCAAACGCUAUAGUGUUCCUUCAAUGUGCUGAGAUUACUGCCACGUCUACCCAAAAACCUUAUUCCAGUGCUGGUAAAGUCUCCUCACUGCAAACAGAUCUGCUCUCACUAAAAUAUCUAUGAUGACUUCUGUUGAAAGAUAGGGACAAAGGACGCAUGCUCAGCCUUUGCUGAGAUUUGCUCACUUUUGCUUUGAACUACUGUACUGUUAAAAAAGAGUGAGACAUUAAUCCAGACAACCAGGAGGUAGACGUUAAGGGGGUUUUAUGAACGUGUUAAUUCUAAAAGCACAGUAACAAGCUUUAGGAAGAUUGGAGUGUCUCUUUACCUUGGAUGUUUACUACUUUUUACAGUCACUUGUUGGACAGCAAAAUCUCUUUGGCUAACUCAUAGUCACUAUACUUGGAUGAAUUUUUCCACCAAUUUAAGCAUACUAAGUGGUUUUAAAUGGUUAGUCAUUGCACCAUAACAGGUGGAGGAUCCUAGCUACAGGUAGAGAGAAGGCCCUAAAAAUAGGGUUAUACUAUAGUAAUAGUUCGGGUUUAUUUUAUUCUUGUAGUACAGAAUAUCUUAAGCUAAUUAAAAAAAAAAAAUUAUUCUUGUAAAACAGAAUAUCUUAAGCUAUUGAACAGACAAGCAGUCAAUCUAACUUAUCAAUUCUAACAUCAAAUUACCACUGAUGACUUUUUAGGUGUAAAAGCACUUGAUUAACAACAGCUUUAAUUGUCUUUAGUCCUGCUCCGUGUCUGAACAAUAAGAUUGCAAGGAUUGAAUUACUGUUUUAAUUCAUGAUUUUUCUUUUUAAGUUGAUAGCUUUAUAUUUUCUUUCUUAAAAAAAAACAAAAAAAAACUGUUCUGUGCUCUAUUGUUCAUAAUGCCUUUAAUGUGUGACAUUUAAAAAGAACCAUGAAAUUAUUUGGUGAAAAGUAGUUGAUGAAUCCCAUUUCCUUAUUCACAGAUGCCUUGACUGUAAUACAAUCUACGUCAAAUUGCAUUAUUCAAAACAGACUGAUUUGGUGUAGGGACACAGAGGUCCAUAUGAGCCUUAUUAUCUGGUUUGUGUUUUCACAUUGUCCGUGUUUUGCUUUAAGGUUGGAUGGCAGCAUGGAACCUGGCAGUGAGAUUUUAGAGUCUGCAUCACAUGACAGGCCCCUAGUGACACAAGCGUAUAAUGCUUCAUCUCCAACACGACAUGGUAAGUACGGCUCUUCUGAAUCCUGCAUUUGCAUAAGUUUGGGAAUUGUUUGCAUGGAGCGGUCUGCGCAAAACAUUAUUUCCAUCUUCUUUCUCUUGCUUAUAUUUAUUUACAUAGUCAACAAUGUUUUUUACUUUGCUGGUCUAAAUAUGGAUUGGAUAUUAAGUGUAAUAUGGCGCCAUAUACUCAACUGCAGAACAAGUCAAAUUGAAACAUUGAAACAUUUCCUUAUUUAGUGUUAAACUGCUUGAAAAUUGUUUAACACUAAAUGGAGGGGCAGCAUCAAAGGACUCCAGAAACUAUAAUCAAUUUAAUGAGAUAAAAUGGUUACAGUGUCCCUUUAACCCUUUCCAUAUAAAAACCCAGUCUGCUUCCUAGCCGCUUGCAGCGACCCUGGAACGCUUCAGCCCCAGUCACCUUGGGUCUCUCCAGUGCUCUUCUAAACGACCAGGCUGCAGCUCUCCUUCGAAGCAGUUAUCGUUCUCUCUGCAGCUUUUCUUCCAGGCUCUGCUUACAGUGAUUGCCAUUACCUUUACAAAGGCACUUGCAGCUCUCAGGCCUAGCUCUUGUGAUUUAUCUCAGGGCUAGAUGGAUCAUGCAACCAGCCAACAGGUCAGAAGACUCUGUCACUGGGAUCCCUAAAAAUCCACACAGGACACCAUUCUAAAAGGGACUAACAUACAAUACUUUUUUACUUGGGACUAGCCUAUGUGAUUAUUACAUUUAGAUUGCUGUGACAAACUUAAUACAAUUAAAAUAACCAAAACAUGUCACAAAAUAUACAGGAAUAUAUACUAGUAUAACAUAUUUAUAAAGGGAUGCGGAAGACAAUAACCAGCACAAAAUAUCUUUCUUUUUGCAGAAUUAUCAAUAUGAAAAUCUACAUGAAUAUGCAAAUUAACCAGCCUUGCUAUUCAGGUAGUCAUAUUGCUGUUGCUACCAACAGAGGGCGCUACACAGGCUCCAUAGCCAAAUCCACCUGGUUGGUAGCAAUCCUCAGCAGGACAGGAGAGCAGACAAAAGAUAUAGCAACAAUAUACACCAUGCACCUAUAAUGUGUAUAGGGUGACUUAGACAUAGGCGUAGUCCAACGUCCUACAUAAAGUGUCUGUAUGAAACUCCAGGUGAUGGUGACUACCAUAUAUAAAUGUAUUUCGCCCAAUCUCUGGCAGACAUUUAAAGAUAGUCCUGUGAAUUCAUAGAUUAUAGAGUAAACACGAUAGCAUGGAAAAAAAAUGUUGCUUUCAGUGUCGUUGCUGAGUUGUUCCUUCGGCUUUCCCUUAAUAAAUCCAAUAUCUAGCCUACUUUUCCUGUCAAACCAUUUAAGAACAGUUCUGCAUUUCCCUGGUAUAGUAAAGCAGAGGUCAAUACUUCAGCAUAAGAAGGUUGGGAUAUUUGCUGUUUGGCCGAGAGCUGUCAGCUGAUGAUUUCAGUCUAUGAAUAAUGUCCCAACUUGGUGUGAGUUGGUAUGAUAAUGCAGUGGUAUGAACUUCUGCUUUUGAAAAACAGAGACCGGUAUGUGCCCACCCAUACUUAAAUGGUUUGACCUCACCAACUCCUGGCACUGUAGUUGUUAUGGUGCUUAGUGUAUAAAAUGGAUACAAAUUUGACUUAUUGGGAUGUAAAAUAGUUUGGAACAGGACUAUGUACAAGGACACCGUAAGAACUGGCCUUUUUUCACCAUGACCAAUUCAAUGAGCAAAGAUUGUUUUUUUGUGUGUGUGGUACCCUUUUUAAUAGUUGGCAGGUUGCAGCAAAGUUAAGCUUUUUUUUUUGUUUGUUUGUUUUAUUUUAUUUUUUUUGUAGAGGAACUGUUUGAAUGGAAUUCAGCAACAUUUUCUCCACACAGGUUAUUCUGAAGAUAUGGGAGCAGUGGGAGGAUUCAGCUUGGAAAAUGAAACUUGUGCUCUCCGGCUAGAUGAAGACAGUGAAAAUCCGCCCAUGAUCCUACAGACUGAGUGAGCGCUUUAUCUCAAGAUUUGGAACUACAGUAUGAACUCUAAUGAAAUUUCCAGCGUUACAGACUUUAAGAGAGAUUAAAGUUUCAGAGACAAUGUAUGAUAUGUUUUGCAGACUAGUUAGUUACUUUCUAAUAGUGUGUGUCUGGGGAAAGUGUAUGUAUGCCUAUGUGUAUUUGCUUACACACGUGUGUGUGUGUUCACACACGGUAAUGUGCACAUCUUAUUACACUGAAAUGAACAAUUACGCACUGUUUAUUAUGGAAGUAAAUCAAUCAAAAGUAACAAAGUAUUUGUUUUUAAUUUUAAAAACAAAAUCAGCAUUUUAUGUGGCCUUCCAGAGAAUUAAAAAGUUACUUUUUAUAUUUUCUCCUUUUCUCACUUUACCUGUUUUUUUUGUUCUUUUUGGAUGUCCAAAUAAUACCGCACAGCUUCAGUAAUGCUAAGAAACUCAAAGAUAGGCAAGAUGAAUUGACUGCCUAUAUACUUACACCCCACGUAGCUCUUAUUUUACACAUGCUGAAAGUUUUGGGUCGUUAUCAUGCUGGAAGAAACAGAACUCUUUUUGCAAUUGUGUUUUUUUUUAUUAUUAUCUUCUUGAAGAAAUUGUAUGGUAGAUAAAAAAAAAAAAAUGUUAAUUUUUUAUUUUUUUGCAUCAUUAGUCAUUCUCUAUACGUUAUUUACGAAAAUUCUUCACAGACCACGAGAGAGCUGCUAUCAUGCAUCAUGUACAGUUGCAAACUGGCACUAAUGUGAUUCUUCCCAGAUCUGACAUAUUGAUGUCUUUUAGGAACCAAAGCAUUGCUCAUGCCUUUUCCGCCAGUGGCUAUGCUCCAUGCUUUAUGGUGUUUUUGUCUACUGUCAUUUCUUCUGCUUUGUUGCCUUUUGUUAAUUGUAUGUGCAAGAAUAGUUCUGCUUGUGAUCAAGAUGUUUAAUUUGUUGUCACAUGUCUUUGUAGGUAUCAUGCACAAAGAACUGAUUAUCAGAUACACACAGUUUUCCCGCUGUCUAUUCUGCCUUCAGUUUGUUGAUUUAAACGCUUAAAAUGGCACUAGUUCCACAAAGGUGACAUCCCUGCUCGGGGUGCUGGCUGAAGGGUAAGCAGAGAAGCAGUUGUAAACUAUAUUUACCUGAAGCUGUCCCUCGUGGGCACCAUUAUUUUGUUUCCUCCGCUCCUGGUGCUUCACCAGAGAAACUAUAGUACAGCAAUAUGGUCUCUGGAGGCUUGCAGAAUCUUCUAUAGACCAGAUCACACAAUGUGCAAGAAGAUUCUUAACUUGGCAAAACGUGAUGAAUGAAGCUCUGCUUUUUGUCAGGUUUUGUCAACUUCAUAUCUUUUGGCUGUGUUGGAAAAUUUUAAAUGACUGUCAUCUACUGGAAACUAGGGAUUCUUUGUAUGCUUACAUCCCAUGCACUAUAUCUGUAUCACAAUUUGCAAACCAACCCAGCCAAUUAAAUAUGUGGAUUAUUCACAAGCUGAAUCAAUCAUGCUGGUGGAUAGAACAAAUGUAGUACAUGGAAUGACUUGUUUUUUGUUUUGUUUUUUUCUUUUUCUAAUUAAAAAAGUACUUAGUGCCCAGUUUGAUGGAUUUAUUCCUAAUUUUCAUGUGUGACCUAAGACUUUAGUGCACAGUACUGUGUGUGUAUUUGUACAUAUUGUGUGCGUGUGUGUUUAUAAUAUAUAUGGAUAUAUAUGCACAUGUUUCUGUGUGUGCAGUUUCCCUUCUGUGGCUUUAAAAUUGUAACAAUUUUAAAUGUAGUGUUUUUGUUUUCAUUAUGUUUUUGUUUUGUUUUGUUCUUUGUUUUCUUGGGUUGUUUUUUUUAUUUUUGUUUUUGCCAAAUUGUGCUUUGACCUCCCACCUUGCAUGUGCCAAGCAAGCCUAGGAAAAGUAGAUUCUGGUAAUCUAUCCUGACUUUGGAUUCUUUCUCUUACAUUCUGUGUAAUGUACCUGUGGGUGGGAAGGAAAUGAAAUAUAUACAUAUAAUUUUUUAAGAGCUAUAAAGAUAAGACAGGAAAAGUUAGAGUGCUUUUGACUAUUUCACUCUAAGUGUAAGGGCCUUAAUGUGACUUGUACCUAAUGCUUCAACUUCCAAUUAUUUCCUUUUCUGCUGGACCAUUUACCUAAAUAAAAAAACAAAACAUUCUGACUGACAGUUGGGUUUUGUACUUCUAUUUUAUUGAGUAUAUAGCACACUUUACAUUCUUAAAUGAUACAUUGGGGUAAAAAAAUAAACCCUUAUUGUUUAAGCUAUUAUAACGAUAUGUUAAAAAUAUAAAGCAAACAAAAAAGUUACAUUCAACGUUACAUAGGCUGAAAAGAGCAGUGUUAAACUUUUCUUACAUUUGUUUUGCUGUUUCUCAAAAGAAGGCAAAAAAAACAGUUUGAAGCGCUUUCCAAUUUACCUACUACAUCAUACCUGAGUUUAUCUAAUCUCUCUCCUAUUUUGUAAGCGUGCUCUAUGAACUCUUUUUUUGUUUUUAACUUUUCACAAUCUUUUUUAAUCUGGGCGAUUUCAUCAAGUUUCCUCAGGGUGAGCUGCCUCCGUUUGAUAUUGAAUGCCAUGGUUCGGGUGGAGAGAGUAUGUGGACCAUAUAUUACAACCAUUGGUUCAACAACGUCCAUCUUAUUUGAGGGACACUACUAGUAUACUCCAAGCCUUAAAUGAGAGAAAAUGGCAGGAGUGUUUUAUAUUCGUAUUUUUUGGAAACAUCAUCUUCAUACCUUUGCGGCCAAUAAGAAUUUGUCUUGGAGUCUAUUCAAUUUAUUCUGGAGAACUACUUCUGGUUUCAAGGGGAUUUUUAUCUCCAGAAAUGUGGCACAACAAUGGGCACCAAGAUUGCCCCUAGCGAUGCUAACCUUUUAUGGCUUAUUGGGAGUCACUGUAUAUGAGUGAAGCAAGUGGCUGGGGUGUAGACUUCGUGCUGUAUAAAAUAUAUAUUGACGAUUAUAAUCUGGAAAGGUGGAGAAGGUCUUUUAAAAUUAUUUAUUGAAUAUAUUAAAGCCAAUAAUUGGGGUAUAAAAUUAACUUUUUGCUAUAGUAGAAAAGAAAUUAACUUUCUGGAUUUUACCAUCUAUAUAGAGGACGAUAUGAUUAAAACAAACAUUUUUUUAUUUAUUUUUUAAAGUCCGUUGACGUCAAUAGUUAUAUACAAGCUACAACUACAGCCCAUGGCUAAACAGCAUACCUAAGAGUCAGUUAAUGAGACUCAAAAGAAACUGCACGGAUGACAGGGUUUUUAUACAACAGAGCAGAAAAGUGAUCCAAUAUUUUAAAGAUAAAGGUCAUAAUGAAGACAUUUUAAUAACUGCUACUAAAGAAACAAGCAUUAGAUUGAAUACAGUUGCUAAAAUAUAAAAAUAGAAACCACACAGAAUAUAACGGAAUACCCUUUGUCAGUUUUCUGGAGGUCACAAUAAUAACGUAAGGGGGAGGAAUAAACCAUUUUUGCCACCUACUAUUAAAUGAAUCUAUCCUGAAAGGCAUUCUACCAUCAAAACCGAGGAUAGUGCAUAAGGGGGUACCCAAUUUAAAAAGAAUUAUGACCGUUAACAUUUUAGAGGCUCCCAAGGACAUUAUUAAAAAAAAAUUAUUGAGUUCAUAUGAAGGGGGCGGGGGAGGGAGAAUGUGUUUAAGAAUUUACAACUAAUAAUAAAACCUAUACUAUGAUAGAUGGUAUGACCUUCAGUUCUCGGAAUACAUGCUCACAUGUCUGUGUGGGCUAAAAUAUAUAGGCCACACCACUAGGUUGCUAUGCAUGAGAAUAUGUGAGCAUGUGUACAACAUAAAGAUAACAUUUGCAAAACCUCAAGUGUCACUUUAUUUCUUUAUUUUAGAGACCACCAUAAUGUUGAUUUCACGUUUGUUUUUUGUUUUUUUAGAUUAAAGGUAACUAAAAGGUGGUGAUUUUAAUCAAAAACUAGGACAGGCAGAGAUGAAAUGGAUAUUUGUUUUAAACACUUUGGUACCAAUUGGAUUAAAUAAUGACUUUUUUUAAAAUGAACAUCUUUGCAGCCCCGCUUCGUACAUGUACAUGCUUCGUGUUAAAGUAGAGUAGGCACCUGCUUUCUCCACAUUGCAGGUGCCUACUCUGCUAAAAUUUACCGGGCCAUGACUCGAAGAGGUCGCUGGAAGAGCUCAGUCUUCCUGCUCCUUCGCGUGCACCGUCUGUAGUGAUGACAGGUGCCGGAAUAUGACAUCAUAUUCCAGCACCCGGCAUCACUAAAUUGUGCGCGAGGGAGCAGUGAAGAGCAGGAAGGAGAUCUCCAGAUACAAGAUCCCCACUGGACCCCAGGGAGAGGCCCCACACCAUCUCCCAAAGGUAGGGAGCAAUAAAGAAAAUUAUGUGAGUGUCUGCAAGAAUGUGUAAGUGUUUGUGUGUCGGUUAGUGUUGGAUGGUGCCAUUUGGGGUAUUCCAGAGUCGCAUAAUGGCAGCGGCAAUGUGAGUGGAGUCUGCUUGUUGGCUAGAGGGGGUGCUGUUUUUUUUUGUUGUACUUUUCAAAAUAAAUUUUCAUAGUUAUUUUCACACUUUUUAAUAUAUAUUUUUUUUCAUGAAAUAGGAUUUUUUGGUUUAUUAUUUUUUAUCUAUUACUGGUGGUAUCCAUUCAUCUAUACUGCCUGCCCUGGUAUAUAUCUUUUUUGAUAGCCACAUUUUCAGGGUUAUAUUUCUAUUAUGUGAAAUUUAUUCACUUUUCUCUUUUUAAAAACCAAGCUGGUUUAAUAUUUUGUAUGUUGGAUAUGACUUUAAAGAUGCAUAUGCAUUAAUAUAAGAACAUAGGCUGAGAUAUGUCCAAUUUUAUAUAAUCUCUCUCAUUAUGUCUAAUAAAGUUGCAUAUUAUAUUGCUGUUUUCUGUAAAAUUAUAAAUUAUUUUGUAUAAAUUAAGUGCAAGGAUUAAUUUAUAUUGCUAAAAGCUAUUUGUGACCGCUGACUAAAUACAAUCACAUCGCAAUAUGUAAAUAAUGGAUUUGAUGUUAUCAGGGCGAUCAGAAUAGGACUGAAUGUGCCCUUAAAUAACCUUCUACCAGAUGGAGAAGGAAGCAUUACGUCCUGAGGAAGCCGAAAGCAACCAGUGAAACGCAUAGAUGAUGUCACACUCAUGGCACGUGGAGGGGCAGAGACUCCAGAGCUUACACUGUAGGUGGCGAGUGUGAAAACGGGAGAACUGACUUGCCACAUUACGGCCUGCACAGAGAUUUCAAGCUACCAGUCACAGCCCUAUCGCAUGGAUUUUUAGAGUUACAAAGCCUGGCAGUGAGUAGCGUUAUACACCAUACUUACUCACAAGAGACAUUGUGUUUGAUGUUUU